UUUGCUAUGAUCCAUGUAGCAGCUUAUCUGGGAUGCUGUUGGCUCUAGUAUAAUAUUCAACUCAACAUUUGGGUCUCGAUAUCAAAAACAGUUCAAGAAAUAACAGGCGCUAUGCGGCGCUCGGUGUCCGACUUGUGACUUUAGCUAUCAUUAACGGUGCACAGGAAGAAGAACCGUGCUGACUUGAGUUCACCGACACCUGAGAAGGACUUGCGUUCGGGCUACCUGUUGGCGGGACAAGGUGCCGGGUUUUAGGCAUUAUGUCGAGCCUGCUCUGCUCCAAGAAACACAAACAUGUCACUCCGUCCCCAGGUGAGUACAGAGACUACACAGGUGUAAAAGCAGUUUUUCUUUCAGAAAUUUUCCCCCGCGGGGUUGGGGGGGGGGGGCAAUUCAGAUUUUUUUUUUAUUCAGAUUUUUCGGGAGGGCAGUGCCAGCAGUUCCAGUUAAUUUAUUGUUGGACAUAUUUUUGCUCCGGGGGGGGGGGGAACUUGGAUUUCCGGGGGGUGGGGGCACUGUCCCCUUACCCGGAGAUAUAGCUGAAAGAAAUCCUGUGUGAAAGGUAGGCCAGGUGGGCGUUUUCGUGAGCCAUCGCUCCAGCCUCUGCCCACAAGACUAGUAAAGGUGGCCUGUGAGAAGGCCCAAUACAAGUGUCUAGACUUUUGAUAGAUGGUCAAGAAUGCUCCCUUAGACUGUGUUAGGUUAUUCAUACGAGUAUGUAGAGUCAUGUAGACUUGUGUUAGAUCAGGGGUUCUUAACCAGGGCAGUGUGGGUAGAUCCAGAAAAUCGGAUUUCUUUACAUUUUUAUAUGCAUUUUUUUGUCGUGGGAGUUGCUGGAUAUGUACUUUGAAAUCAAGCAGGGUGCGGCACUGUCAAGGUUAAAAAUCCCUGUGUUAGAUUCCCUGUGUUAGAUUCCCUGUGUUAGAUUCCUUGUUUUAGAUUCCCUGUGUUAGAUUCCCUGUGUUAGAUUCCCUGUGUUAGAUUCCCUGUGUUAGAUAGUCAAACGAUGAAAUCUUAAUUUUAGUAAAAAAAAAAUAGUCUAAAAAAUCCCCUCAGACUUUUUUUAGAUAAUCGAACAUUGAAGUUUUUCCUUUUUAAUGGUGCAUCCCUUUCCUCUAUAACUGUAUUCGAUGUAUCAACGAUGGUCUUAAGCAGAGCUCCUCAACAAUAGCUUUUCUUUUAAUAUUAUUUGUGUGUGUCUCGUUUCGUUUUUGGCCUAUAUCAGGGGUUCCCAACCUUUUUUUACUCUAGAGCACAUUCUAAAAUAUCGGUAGGGUGGCGGGCGCCACCUAUUUUAAAUCGACAAACUCCUUCCAUAACUUGUCAUUUUCCCAUAAUUUAUUUUCUUAUUUUCUUAUAGUCAUAAUAUAUUAAUAAAUAAUAAACAAAAAUGUUUCAAAAUAAUAAAAUUAUUUGGCAUUUUUUUCAAAUUGCAUACACAGAGAAAUGUAUUUACAAAACGUAAAGAAAGUAAACAAAACACACAAAUACAAAGAAAAUAUUUAAUUAAAAAAUAUAAUAAAGUCAAUGUGAUCUUUGGCAUUGCAUUUCAUUGGCCAGAGCUUCAUAAUUAGGAGCGUAUGACGAUAAUCCUGUUAGCAGACAAUCAUAAAGAUGCUCAUCGGUGAGUCGAGAUCUAUAUCUUGAUUUUAUUAAGUUCAUGUUUGAAAACAAUGAUUCGCAUAAAUAUGUCGAACCGAAAAAUGAUUCAAUUUUAUAUGCCGCUUUUUUCAACAAUGGGAACUUUUCUCUAUCCACUGUAUUCCAAAAGUCCUCUGACAUUAAGGAUUUUAGCAAAAUAUCAUUCUUAAGGUCCAAAAUUUCUAACUCUAGUUCUUCUGUCUUACCUUGAACAAAAUCUGCAAUACAUGCGGCUAUUUCCAUAACAUUUAUUUGGCAAGUAAAAGGAUUGAUACAGAAGGAAACUAUUGGCUCAAUAUGUUUAAACUGCAAAAAUCUCUCUUCAAACUGUUUUUUUAACUCUUGAAGAUGCUUAAUAAAUAAUGUCCCAUUUAAUUCAUUGUCACCUAGCAUUUUCUUCAUAUGUGGGAAAUGCACGAGAGAAUUGAUCUGCAGAUGUGAUAUCAACAAAUCCAAUUUAGCUUUAAAUGACUUUACAGAGCUUAUCAUUUCAGCUAUGCUUUUGUCUUUACCCUGCAACUCCAAAUUUAAAGAAUUCAAUUUUUCCAUGAUGUCUGUGAGAAAUCCCAAAUCAAUCAGCCAGCCAGAGUCAGCUAGUUCAUCAUAAUUUUCCUUUCUAUCGUUUAUAAAUGUUUUUAUUUCUUCAAUUAAACUCACAAAUCUUGUAAGAACCUUUCCUUUACUGAGCCAACGUACUUCAGUAUGCAGAAUAAGAUCAUGUUCUUUAUCUUCAGUAUCUUCUAACAGGGCCUUGAAAAGUCGGUGUUGCAAAGGAGCUGCUCGAAUAGAAUUGAUUAUUUUUGUAACUAUUUUCAUGACGUGUUCAAAUGGCAAAAUUUUACAACACAGAGCUUCCUGGUGGAUAAUACAAUGGUAGGACAUGAAGUUUGAAAAUGAAUCAUCCUUCAUGCAGAGGGCAAUAAAUCCUUUGUUUUUACCCAUCAUUGCUGGCGCCCCAUCAGUGGUUAUUGCAGACAGCUUGUGCAAAGGCAUAUUUAUUGACUUGGCGUAUGUUUUGAAUGUAUUAUAAAUAUCCUCACCCCUUGUCUGUCCUUUCAUAGGUAAUAUUUGUAACAUAUCCUCUUUUACUGUGAAGUUACUAAACACCAUUCUCACCAUAACUGCUAACUGUGCGGUGUCUGAUAUAUCUGUUGACUCGUCAAAUUGUAGCGAGAACCAGUCACAUAUUUCCAAGUCAGUUUUUAACUGAGUUUGUAUGUCUGUUGAAAUUGCAUGUAUUCUUCUUGUGACUGUGUUAUUUGACAACUGUAAGUCUUGCAUUGCUGAGACAAUCUCACGUUUGUUAGACAAUCCAUCAAACAAACAAUCGGCACCAGUCAAAAAUAGUUCCUUAAAAAACUCACCAUCAAUGAAAGGUUUCUUCUUUUUUGUGAGCAUGUGAGAUAUUUUGAAAGAAGCAAUAGUGGCCUUUUUAGAAUUGUCCACAUGUCUAGUGAAAACAGUCUGUUGUGCUGUUAGACUUGAUUUUAGAUUACAAUUUUUUUUCUUUCUUACUUCAGAUUUAAGAGGAUAAUUCAAAUUAAAAGUGCCAGGAUUUGUCUGAAAGUGUCGUUCAACGUUAUGUUUUUUCGGCACUGCAAUGCUACUACCACACACCAAACAAACGCAUUUAUUUUUCAAAUUAACGAAACAAUUUGAUUCCUCCCAGUCAGUGUUAAAAUGAUAGGUUCGUUGUCUUUCACUUGGUCCACUCAUUUUAGGGCUAAAAUAAAUAAUAACAAAAUAAUAAUUGAACUACAAUAUAAUAUCAAUGUUAUAGCGCAAGUCUGUUCUGCAUUGUAUGCAUAAAUAUAUUAUAACAAGAACUAUAACUAUCUCCUCAAUAAUAAUAGUUUAUUAAUAGAUCAUCGCUUAUGAAUACAAUAAAUUACGCACCUCGCUUUUAGCCUGUUAAUUUUUUUUUUUUAUAGAAAACUCCUAAUUCGUGUUUCGUCUGACGAACAUGUCUCUUAUCUAACUGUCGCGACCCGAACAGGGCAGCAAUCACAAUGACAACAACGCGGUUUCAGGCGAGGAAUGCUUUUUGCGCAUCACUCCAUGUACACGCGGAAAACCCGAAGUGAGCCGAUGAUCGCCGAAGCCAUCAGAGUUAUGUGCCUUGUGAUUUGGCGCCUUCGGCGUUUAUCGGAUCAGUUCGUGGCGUUCGUUCCAUUCGUUCACUUCGGGUUUUCUGCGUGUAUAAGGUGUGAUGUGCAAAUGGCACUAGCCGUUCCAGGCUAGCGUAAAUAGUGCAGUAAGGCUCGCCGCUAGACAAGUUGGGACAAGUAUCGAACAUAUUUAAUAAACCGAGACAGUCAAAAAAAAAUUAAAACUCUAACAAAUGAAUAAAAAUAAAUCAUAUUUUAAAAUAAUGUUUAUGAAAAAAUUCUGUCUCUGUCGAAAAGUGAUAGGCGGGCACAUACGAAUCGUUCCGCGGGCACAGGGUUGGGAACCUCUGGCCUAUAUGUUGACUUGACACAUGAAUGUCAUACGUAUCUAUGUUAGUUAUCGCUGCUUGUAUGUUGACUUGACACAUGAAUGUCAUACGUACCUAUGUUAGUUAUCGCUGCUUGUAUCUUGACUUGACACAUAAAUGUCAUACGUACCUAUGUUAGUUAUCGCUGCUUGUAUCUUGACUUGACACAUGAAUGUCAUACGUACCUAUGUUAGUUAUAGCUGCUGUAUGUUGACUUGACAUAUGAAUGUCAUACGUACUUAUGUUAGUUAUAGCUGCUUGUAUGUUGACUUGACACAUGAAUGUCAUACGUACCUAUGUUAGUUAUAGCUGCUGUAUGUUGACUUGACACAUGAAUGUCAUACGUACCUAUGUUAGUUAUCGCUGCUUGUAUGUUGACUUGACACAUGAAUGUCAUACGUACCUAUGUUAGUUAUCGCUGCUUGCAUCUUGACUUGACACAUGAAUGUCAUACGUACCUAUGUUAGUUAUCGCUGCUUGUAUCUUGACUUGACACAUGAAUGUCAUACGUACCUAUGUUAGUUAUCGCUGCUUGUAUGUUGACUUGACACAUGAAUGUCAUACGUACCUAUGUUAGUUAUCGCUGCUUGUAUGUUGACUUGACACAUGAAUGUCAUAGGUACCUAUGUUAGUUAUCGCUGCUUGCAUGUUGACUUGACACAUGAAUGUCAUUAAGUACCUAUGUUAGUUAUCGCUGCUUGUAUGUUGACUUGACACAUGAAUGUCAUACGUACAUAUGUUAGUUAUCGCUGCUUGUAUGUUGACUUGACACAUGAGUGUCAUACGUACCUAUGUUAGUUAUCGCUGCUUGUAUGUUGACUUGACACAUGAAUGUCAUAGGUACCUAUGUUAGUUAUCGCUGCUUGUAUCUUGACUUGACACAUGAGUGUCAUACGUACCUAUGUUAGUUAUCGCUGCUUGUAUGUUGACUUGACACAUGAAUGUCAUACGUACAUAUGUUAGUUAUCGCUUCUUUUGUUUUUAUCAAAUCCGAAUACAAACUAAGUUUUUUUUUUGCAAAUUGAUUGACAAAUAACACUUAUGUAUUAUGGAUGCAAGAAAUUGUGUAUACAGUAACAUAAGAUACUAUAACAUAUGAUACUUUAUAAGGCAUUUAUUGAUCAUGCAUUGCACAAAUUGCUUUCAUUCUUCAACGUUUUAGCCUUAGAUUUGUGCUUUCCACCAAAUGUGGUCAGUAUCAAAGUCUUCAGUGAAUCAGUGUGUUGUCAGAAGAAGUACUUGAAUUUUCUUGAUCAAAUGUAUGGAACACGAGACGUUGUGCUACCAUUCAAAUCUAGACUAUUUAUUAUGUUUAGAAUUAGUUACUUCGGUAAGAAAAUAAAUUUAAAAAUCCAAAAAGUUAUAAAAACAUUACAAUUUAAAUAGAGCGAAUUUCAAACUUUAAAAAAAUGAAACGAGAAUCAACUUUCUAGCGUCAGUACUUUUUGAGUUAUGAAUUUUAAAGUGUGAGUUCGCUUGUUACUUUUUUACUUUGCAAUGCACCUCCAAAUUGUGUGACCCCCCUUUCCGCAUAUGGCGUUAUGGGCAAUAACUCUUGUUUACUUGAUACUUUUAUGGAACUUUAAUGUCAGGAUCAAUCAUUAAUGCUACGAUUUGAAAGUUCUAAUCAAAUUAAUUUUAAAAAUAUCCUGAAUAUAGGAGCCAGAAUGAUCAAUUCAUAAAUCGUGGGUCCUUAAUAUAUAGGAGAAGAAGAAGAAAUUAUAAAUAAAGUAUAACUUAUCUCGCUAUGUAAUAUGGAUUAUUACAUUAAAUACGAUAUUGAUCUUUGGUUUACCAAGUCUAGCGUUCAUUAAUAUAUAUAUAUAUAUAUAUAUAUAUAUAUAUAUAUAUAUAUAUAUAUAUAUAUAUUAUAAUAUAUAUAUGACAUUUUAUAGAAAAUAAUAUAUAUAUAUAUAUAUAUAUAUAUAUAUAUAUAUAUAUAUAUAUAUAUAUAUAUUAUAAUCUAUAUGAGGCAUUGUACAGCAAAUCGUCCCUUAAAAAUAAUAUUGGUUUUGGACUACUUAUUUUGAACUUUCAACUUUGGCACAUGACUAAUUAUUUAAAGCUUUCUAUGACCAAUGAUUUAAUAGUGUUUGCACACGGCACAUUCAUUCUCUUAUGAAUGAAACUAUGAGAACAGCACCGUGUGAAUGGUUGCCCAUGGCAACGUUUUGCACACGUCAAAUUAUGAUCAUUUAUGGACUCCACCGGGUCUUUAAAUCCUACAUGAAAAUAUUCUUUGUUUAAGUUACUUCUAAGUUCAUUCUGAAACACGUUAUCAAAUAUUUUGAUGUAAACGUGGUCAUAGUUAAAUCUUUCCUAAAUUUCGGACUCUUACACUACAAAAAAAAAGGGGGUGUGGUCGAAACGUACAGAAUGAUUAUGCGGCCAGAGCUCCUCAUGUUGUCAGUUAUCAGGCCCUCUGUGAAAACAGUUUGGUGGCCCCCCUGAUCUGUAACAAUGAUUUCCCGAGUGGACAUUGUCCACCGCUCUCAAAAAAAGGUAACACAGUUGAACACCGUUUAAAUGGCGUUGACGGCUGAACUCACUCAAUUCAAGUUUUUGUAAUGAAAUAUUAUUAUUUCAAUUUUUAACAACAAUUUAUCUUCUUUUUUUUUUUAAGCCUUGACCAUUAGCCAUGUCUGGCGUAGCAAUAAUUUCCGAAUGGAUCUUUGUGGAUAUGUGGAGCGCCAUCUUGAAUUAUUAGAAUAGAAUAUGCGCAUCAUCCAGAAUUUUACAUGGACAGCGUGUUUGUGUUGCCCUGGCUGGUUAGCAAAUAAUAGCAUAUAUACCAUGGGUACACAUUCGGACGGUUCUCAAAAUUGACAAGUACAAGAGUACCACGAUUGCCAAGUGCCACUCUAUAUACAAAACAUAGUUCGUCGUCUAUAUAUAUAUUUAUAUUAUACAUAUAUCUGAGAAUGUGAGCAAGAGUUGUUUAUAUGUUAAUGAAGGAGUACACCUUCCAUAGCCCGGUCAAUCUCUGCUGGGGCUAACGCUGACGACAGGAGCAAUCGAGUUUAAUUCAUCAUCAAGCAACUAUCCCCAAAGACUGAAUCGGGUGUUUCGAUUCGUUUGGAGCUCCUAAUACCCGUGUUGCCUUAUGCGGCAAUCAAUGUCAACAAAUUGCAAAGAAAACCCUUGACCCCUGAUAGACGUACGUGACUGCGGCUUUGAAUCAAACAAGGUCACCACAUUCCUAUCGAUUCAUCUGCACUCUCAGCUUCCGGCCUAGUGACCUCACAACCCCCCCCCCCCCCCCCCCCCCCCCCCCCAAAAAACCCGCCUCCUCCUCCCCCCCCCCCCCCCGCCCCUCCACCUUUCGCCCCACGCUCUGUCAACUCAUGAGCUGAGACACAUAAACUCAGUCAACUGGAAGAACGCAGACAUGGAGUUUUGCCUCAAUCUGAUGUUUUUUUAUAUUAACUCUUGAACUUCCAGGGAAGUCACAAAAGGCAGUGCUUUGAUACACAUGACCAGUCUUUUGGGGUUUCCUCCACACACCACACUCGAUUUAGGAAUGUGGUUAGAUUUUAAUGAAGGUGUCAACUGUUUAAAAAAAAAAUAUUUUAGAAGAUAAGGACAGGGAGAAAAAAUUCCACAUUGUAGAUAAGUAUAGAUGAGUAUAGCAUAGAUGGCAAAAGCACAGAGGACAAUAGCAUAGAUGGCAAUAGCACAGAUGACAAUAGCAUAGCUGGCAAUAGCACAGAUGACAAUAGCAUAGAUGGCAAUAGCACAGAUGACAAUAGCAUAGAUGACAAUAGCAUAGAUGGCAAUAGCACAGAUGACAAUAGCAUAGAUGACAAUAGCACAGAUGACAAUAGCAUAGAUGCCAAUAGCACAGAUGACAAUAACACAGAUGACAAUAGCACAGAUGACAAUAGCAUAGAUGACAAUAGCACAGAUGACAAUAGCAUAGAUGACAAUAGCAUAGAUGACAAUAGCAUAGAUGGCAAUAGCACAGAUGACAAUAGCAUAGAUGACAAUAGCAUAGAUGACAAUAGCAUAGAUUACAAUAGCACAGAUGACAAUAGCACAGAUGACAAUAGCAUAGCUGGCAAUAGCACAGAUGACAAUAGCAUAGAUGGCAAUAGCACAGAUGACAAUAGCAUAGAUGACAAUAGCAUAUAUGGCAAUAGCACAGAUGACAAUAGCAUAAAUGACAAUAGCACAGAUGACAAUAGCAUAGAUGACAAUAGCAUAGAUGACAAUAUCACAGAUGACAAUAGCAUAGAUGACAAUAGCAUAGAUGACAAUAGCACAGAUGACAAUAGCAUAGAUGACAAUAGCAUAGAUUACAAUAGCAUAGAUGACAAUAGCAUAGAUGACAAUAGCACAGAUGACAAUAGCACAGAUGACAAUAGCAUAGAUGACAAUAGCAUUUUACGUUGGACUUAAUGGUUUCAACGGCAUUUUUUUAUUAAAAAAUAUUUUUUUAACGUUAAGUUUUUAUUCCUUUAUAAAAUUGAUGAAAGCCCAUCUUGUGGGUUGACCAAAAAAAAGUAAAACUUAUUAAAUGUUAAAAUAAAGGGCUAAAUUUUGGUGCCUUGUUUGAAGCAUUUAAGAAGCAAUCGAUUACAUAUGGAAUGUUAGAACCAUGUGUCCUGUAUUUGUCAUCGACCUUCAACCGAAUGACGACACACGGAGGACUGCCGUCAUUGACAAGAACUUGCCGGGCUAAACCUUGACAUGACCUGCCUUCAAGAGACCCGACUAGCAAAUAGUGGUACCAUAAAGGAAGCGAGCUACACAUUCUACUUGCAGGGAAAAUCCGGGAAUCAACCUAGGCGGCAUGAUGUUGUAUUUGCCGUAAAAAAACACAUUAUUAGCCUGUAUUGAACCUUCUUCAUUGGGAUCAGGAAAGAUUCUGCGACUUCGGAUGUCAACAUCUGCUGGCAUGGUCAACGUAUUCAGUGUGUAUGCUCCAACUCUUCUUUCGUCUCCAGGGGAGAAAUAUCUGUUCUAUGAGGCCCUGGACCAAGAAUUAUGACGUGUUCCCAACAUCGAAGCAUUGUACAUUCUGGGAGACUUUAAUGCUAGGGUAGAAGCUGAUCAGGAAGCCUGGCCGUCGUGUCUAGGUUAUCACGGAUAAGGAAGGAUUAAUGAUAACGGACAACGAUUGCUGGAGCUGUGCUGCUCCCAUGGUCUCUGUGUUACAAAUACCUUCUUCAAAUGUAAACAAAUCCAAAAGGUGUCAUGGCGACACCCACGUUCCCGCCACUCGACCAAGCUAGACAUCGUCAUCAUUAGGCGUGUGGGGCUAGCCAGUGAAUUUUACACACGCAGCUGCUAUAGUGCUAACUGUGAAAUGGACCAUUUUCGCGUAGCAAGCAGGAUACGUCUAAUGCACAAAAAGCUGCAUAAUGCUAAAAAGAAUUAUCGUCCACGAAUUAACAUCCACUGCUCAAAUGACCCAGUAAAAAACGCUUGACUCUAACUGGACUCAUUUACGAGAUUCUGUGUACGAUUCAGCCAUGGUGGCAUACGGUAAAAUGGAACAUAAAAAUAAUGACUGGUACGAGGCGAAUGGAAUGUGAUGGACCCCGUAACCGGAAGAGUCCUACUUGCCUAUAGGGAUGCACCUUGUGCUGUUAGACUGCAGGCUAUCCAAACUGUAAAAAAAAAUAUUUUUAGCAGAUGGCCCAUUUUGUGCCAACACUUAUUGGAUGUACCUUUGCAACUGUAUCCAAUUGGCUUCCGACAUCAGGGAUGCAAGGAGCAUGUAUGAUGGCAUCAAGAAGGUAUUAGGUCCACACGCUUCAAAAAUAGCACCAUUCAAAUCUAAGACAGGUAAAAUUAUCCAGAAUCCCAAUGAUCGACUCCGGCGUUGAGUAGAGUAUUAUCUUGAACUGUACGCAACAGUGAAUCUAGUCACUGAGUCCGCUCUGACUAAUGUUCUUGUCUUGCCAAGAAUGGAAGAACUAGAUGAAUAGUCAACUUUACAGGAGCUCAAAAAAGCCAUUGACUACCUUGCUGGUGGGAAGGCACCAGGGGUUGACGGCGUUCUUCCGGAAGUCCUUAAAAAUAGAAAAAAACAAUACUACCUCAGCCCUUACAUGAGCUCCUCUGUCUGUGUUGGGAAGCAGGUCACAUACCCAACUCACGAGAGAUGCCAACAUCGUAACAUUGUACAAAAAUAAAGGAGACCAAAGUGAUUUGUAAUAACUACCGAGGCAUUUCUCUCGUUGACUUAGUUGGAAAGACUUUUGCCCGUGUUGCUCUAAAACGAUUGCAGAGUCGAGCGAACCGCAUCAACCAAGAGUCCCAGUGUGGCUUCCGGAGUGGGCGCUCAACUAUAGAACUAUAGACAUGAUAUUCUCGUUACGCAAAUGCAGGAGAAGUGUCGUGAACAGCAUAUGCCUCUUUAUAUUUAUUCCAUAUAUCUGACAAAGGCAUUCGACUAGUUAAGUCGGGGAGGCCGGUUCAGUAUCUUUCAAUGAAUAGGUUGCCCACCACGACUGCUCACAAUAAUACAGUCAUUUUACAAAAACAUGCACAGCACAAAAACCUUCAAUGGCGCUGUCUCUGAGUCAUUCCCAGCCAGCAGCCGAGUAAAACAGGGGUGUGUACUGGCACCAACGCUCUUCUCCAUUUUCUUCUCGAUGCUCCUUCAAUUUGCCUCCAGGGACUGUGACUAUGAAUUGUACAUCCAUACCAGAUCUAAUGGUAGGCCAUUCAAUAUCGCCCGCCUUCGUGCAAAUACCAACGUAAAAAAGGUACUAAUUCGUGAACUGAUGUUCGCUGACGAUGCCGCCUUAACAUCUCAGACAGGAGAAGGUCUUCAGCGGCUAGUUAAUCGUUUAUCACUCGCUUGUAAAGAGUUUGGACUGUCAAUUAGUCUACAGGAAACACAUGUUUUGAUGCAAGAAGCACUGUACCCUAAAAUUAUAUAUAUUAAGGGCCACAAUCUUUCGGUUGUUGAGCAUUUUACAUGAGUAUGGAAUAAUCUCAAUCUAACUGAUAAAACAAACUAAGUGUCUAUCAGGCAUGCGUGCUUAGUACGCUCCUAUAUCGCAGUGAAGUGUGGACCACAUAUACCAGACUUGAGCGGGAAACUCAACAGCUCCCAUCAAAGAUGUCUGCGUCGCACUUUACGCAUUCGAUUGCAAGACAAAGUGUUUAACACAGAGGUCUUGGAACGUGCACACAUGUUUAGCAUAUUCUCCGCUCUUAGCAAGAGGCGCCUUCACUGGUUAGGCAAUGUGAGGAGAAUGGAGGAAGGCCGUAUCCCAAAGAUGCUGCUUUAUGGAGAGUUGGCCGAAGGGACAAGACUUAUUUGGCGGCUACGUCUGAGAUUUAUGGACGUUUGCAAAGUAGCAUGAGGGUAUCCAACAUAGAAAUCAACAAAUUAAUGGGAGAUCAUUGCCAAAAAACGUUCCAGCUGGCCAACAGCAGUGUAUGAAGAGUCAAAAAGGCAGACGAUGCGCGAAACGAAGCCCUUGCAACAAAAAUAAUAGGACGGGAGGCCAAAUCUUACCAGGAAUCAAUAUUCUCCUGCGAGAAAUGCAGUCGAGAUUGCCAUUCCAGGAUUGGCCUAGUAAGCCACUCGCCGAAGUGUACAAAACUACUCCAUCGUCUCGCGAAGACGUAAGGAUGCCAUAUUAUUAUUUUUAUUAGAUUUAUUUAAAAAAAUGGGACAACAUUAUCAGUUUUGGAACACUUGGUAAUUAAAUUAAGGAAUUUUAAUGCUUGUACUUAUGACGGCACUGAGUGCAUCCUUCUUGUCCACCUCGCUCUCACUGUGCACCGUAAUGCACUUUCAAUCACUGCUUUCCCCAUGGUGCACUUGAUCUCGUACGCACCAGAUGCACACAAAAUAAAAUCUAGAUGAUGACUUUUCCUAUAAAGGACCUGACAGAAUUAUUUGAAUCAGAGCUCUUAACGAAGAACGGCCCGUAUCUUACGCACGGAACAUGAUUGUGUUCUCAAGCUAGCAUUAUUAUAAUUAUUGGCAGCGUAGAUGGCGUUUCUGGAUGUCAACGGAUGCAGCCGGGAGUCAAUGUGUCCUUAAAGAGGUUCUUAGUUUAACGGUGUCUUCACCAAGUGGUUCAGACUGUGAUGUUGAAACAAUGAUGUCUUUACGUUGGCGUCCUUCUUUGUCAAGGCGGUGCUAAGCCACGGCAGUCUUAACAUAAAAAUAGAGCUGCUAAAAUUCAAACCCUGACUUGAUUAAAUAUUGAUUGUGACGAACUAAUGUACUUUCUUCAUACAUAAUCGAUGUUAGUGUAUAAUGAAUUUGUUCAUUUGCAGCAUCUUAUUGUGGUUUUUAAUGGAAAAAACCCUUAAAACCCUGUUUGUUUCGAAGACGAUAUUAAACGCACUAAAUAAUACAAAAUAAGUUUGAUAAAAUUUCUUAAAAUCAUUACGCAAAGAAUGUAUUACCAAAUGGCUACAAGGCUUACUAUGACACCAAAGCAUUCCAAUUAAAUUUAGAUGAAACAUAAAUAUGUAUUUUUUUUCCUUCUAAUUUGUGAAAAUAUUAUCUGCACAAAAGGCGUUUGAGUAAUAAUUUUAUGAAAAUUUAUUAAAAACCCACAAAAAAAAAAAACACAAAAAAACAAACAAUCUUUUAUUGCGUUUAAAAUAGUAUUCAAAUGAAAGUCUUUUAUAAAAUCGAUUAAAAUUAUAAUUAAAUUUAGAUGAAACAUAAAUAUGUAUUUUUUUUCCUUCUAAUUUGUGAAAAUAUUAUCUGCACAAAAGGCGUUUGAGUAAUAAUUUUAUGAAAAUUUAUUAAAAACCCACAAAAAAAAAAACACAAAAAAACAAACAAUCUUUUAUUGCGUUUAAAAUAGUAUUCAAAUGAAAGUCUUUUAUAAAAUCGAUUAAAAUUAUUAUUUUUUUUUUGCUACGUAAGAGUUUGAGCAUUGGACUCGGCAAACUAUGCACAUAAGACGGUUUUUUUAAAGAACGAAUGUUUACGAAGUCGGGUUAUAGCGACUGAGCUCUUUAUUUUUUGGCAUGAAACUAAAAAGUCGAAUGGAAUGAAUGCUGAUAAGAGGGAAUUACCCCAAUGCCCUGCCCAACACCUCUACCACCCCACACCAAAAGGCUACACCUUGGUUCAAUGGUCAUUUUAAGCAAACGGUUCGGUUUGAGAGUUUUAAAUCCCCCUCCCCCCCCUUUUUUUUCCAUCACUCUCCACCCCAACCCCCUCCCGUCGACCCAGCAUACCGGAGGUGUAGCCAUGUGUCAACAACUCAAUGCGGCCUAACAGGUCAGCACGAGGAAGACUGAAUCGACCGAGCGAGAGGGUUAUGUGUGACAACACGAAAUUAUUACAAAUCACGUAGAAAGAAAGCCUUAAUGGAUGUAUUCCAAGCUAACAAUCAAUUCACCCAAAUACUCUUUUUUUUACCCUCUGUACAGCUAAACUAUCGUUUUACACCAACAUGAAGCAUAAGGUAUUUUAUCUUCGCUAAAACAAAAUAGUAUUGAACGUAUCCAUUAGUUACAAAAAAUAAUAAUCAGCAACUAAGUAACUUUUAUCAGUCUAUUAUAUAUAGUGCCCGCAACAACCGAUCCACGUCAUCUCCAACAUGAACGUGUUCUUCGUUUCGUGUAUAUAGCCUGACUGACAACACAUGUAAGACAUGAGGUUCGGAAGACUAGAUCUCUUAAAACAUCAAGUGAGCUUCUAACAAUAUUUCAUGUAGAUAAAUAUGUCAACUAUCGGUGUAAUACAUAUGUCAACUAUCAGUGUAACACAGAUGUCAACUAUCAGUGUAAUACAUAUGUCAACCAUCGGUGUAAUACAUAUUUCAACUAUCAGUGUAAUACAGAUGUCAACUAUCAGUGUAAUACAUAUGUCAACCAUCGGUGUAAUACAUAUGUCAACUAUCAGUGUAAUACAGAUGUCAACUAUCAGUGUAUUCGCUGUGGUAAGAAGGUGGCCAGUCAGGAAACCUUCCACCAACCCAGAAAUGAAGCAAGGCAAACUUUCUGGGAGUGUCCCUUAAAUUUGCUCUUGUCUAGUUUCUCGCCCAAUCCAGUGGCGUUGGCAGGGGCGGUGCUGAGGGGGUGGUCCACCCGGGGUGGCACUUUUUUCCUUUAUUAUGGAGGGGCGCUGAUUUUAUUUUCGUGUAAAGGGUGAAGGGGCGGCAAAAUCUUGGCCCGACUCGGUGGGCUCUAGCCCUGGCUACGCCACUGGGCUGGCCUAAAACAAAAGAAAAUCAAUAAAUAUCCGCCAUAGCCCUGAAACUAGUUUUCCUCUGCUGGUGGUUUUUGUCACACUGCCAGUGGUCCCGAAGUUCUUCCCCUCAGCUAUGUUACAUGAAAUCAAACAAUGAAAAAUAACAAAUUGAAUUUUAACACAUGGCUGAUAAAAAAAUCGAUAAAUGUGAAUGUGCUUUUUAAAUUUCGUAUCAAAACGACCUGUAACAUUGCUUCUCAAUCUUUUCUAUAGUCUGCUACCCCCCCCCCACCACCCCCCCACCACCCCCCUCCCCAAGAAUUGUUUGAGUAAGUCUCGAAAUCCCACUUUACAAAUUGUUUGCCCCAGCACUGGCAGGCCUACAAAAGUAACAAUGCAGUUUGAUUUAUUUAUUGAAUUAGAGAAAAGAACUUUAAAACACUAAACGUGUGUCUUGUUUCAUGGAGGAUUUUUUUUUUUUAAAGACUAGAGAUAAUCCGAGAAAACCAAUGGCGGUGGCGGUGUGAGAACUUCCUAUCUACUUAAGUUCUUUCAAUCGCGUGCAUUCACGUAGCGCACUUUAUAAAAAAACAACAACUCACCAACUCACAUGUUUUUGUAUGCGCCCAUUUAACGCUAAGCUACAGUCAUCCGCACAUACACACCUAAGUCAUUAUUAUUUAUGACUUGAUAUCAAUGGUUCUUCUGUCUGUAAUCAAGGCUGGACAAAAAACCCUGAUUAAGAGCCAAUAAUAAUAUUUCAGUUGAGCAAAGAUCAAAGGUCAGUCAGAUUGUAUACUGUGUUUUUAAGCAAAUAAUUAAAAUAUGGCUGAACACAAGGAAAUUUACGUGCACUAUUGCAUGCAGCAAACACCCCCACCUGGCCAACUGGAUUCAUCUCAUGCGCCCAUUCUGCAAACACCCCCAUCUGGCCAACUGGAUUCAUCUCAUGCGCCCAUUCUGCAAACACCCCCAUCUGGCCAACUGGUAUCCUCUCAUGCGCCCAUUCUGCAAACACCCCAAUCUGGCCAACUGGAUUCAUCUCAUGCGCCCAUUCUGCAAACACCCCAAUCUGGCCAACUGGAUUCCUCCCAUGCACCCAUCCAGCAAACACCACCAUCUGGCAAAGUGGAUUCUUCUCAUGCGCCCAUUCUGCAAACACCCCACCUGGCCAACUCGAUUCCUCCCAUGCGCCCAUUCUGCAAACACCCCCAUCUGGCCAACUGGAUUCUUCUCAUGCGCCCAUCCAGCAAACACCCCCAUCUGGCCAACUGUAUUCCUCUCAUGCGCCUGGUUAAAUAAUUGGCGUGCAUGUAAAGAAGAAGGCAGUGCUCAAAGAAAAAGGCGAUUGGCUGAUUAAAUUAGUGUGAUCCGAGACAGGUUUCCCAGCGUGGAUAUUUUAAUUAAUGUGAGAGAGAAAGCUCUUAACAGCUCUUGGGCAUCGACUGCAGGGCAGUAGGUAAGGGGGGGGGGGUUAGGCCACGGGGUGUUGACAAGGUCUGAUAAGAAGAAAAGGGGCCAACUUCAAUAAGACGAUGUAUGGUUUUAAUUUAUUUUUUUUCUAUUGAAAGAGAAAAUUUAGAUUGAUGUUUAGAUUGAUGUUUAGAUUGAUGUUUAGAUUGAUGUUUAGAUUGAUGUUUAGAUUGAUGUUUAGACUGAUGUUUAGAUUGAUGUAUAGAUUGCUUUUAAAGUAAGGUUUCUUAAUCGGAAAUCAGUUGUAGAAAUCAAGAAGUUCAAGCAAUGUGAAAUGGCUUUCUGCAUAAUCGAAUCAAAUGUGCCCUUUAGGAAUGUCAAAGUUAUAUGACGGUAUCAAAACUGCCUCGACACAAGGCUAGGAAAGAUGAUUUUUGAAUUGUCUCUCAAUUUUAGACAAUUUGAACACACCCAUAGUUUAAAAUCCAAACGCAAGUGUAGAUUGAAUCGAUAUUUGUGUUUAGUUAUUCACUGUUAGGUGUUCGAAAAUAUUUAUUUUAGACACAUAAGUCUACAAAACGUAUUUUAAUUCAAGUAUAUUUCUAUAUAUCUCUAUACAUUUCUAUAUAUAUUCUAUAUAUCUCUAACUUUCUCUACGUAUUUCUAUAUAUCUCUAUAUAUUUCUAUAUAUAUUCUAUAUAUCUCUAACUUUCUCUACGUAUUUCUAUAUAUCUCUAUAUAUUUCUAUACUAGUCUAUACAUUUCAAAACAUUCUUUAAGUUUAAGUCACGUUGAUUUCUGAUAUGCUCACGGCAGUCCCCCACACCAAGAGUUUGAGAAUUCUGCAAAGAGGUAUCCAUACGUCAUCAACUAAUAAAACCGUGUUUCUCUUUUCUUACCGUUCUCCAGAAAUGUACGCAGGCAAGCAGUGCGUGGUCCGCACCAACAAGGUGGCGCCUGUCAUCAUCAAGGAUUGUCGCGAGGAGUUCCAACAGUUCCUGGAGCUGAAUGAACCAAUCGUCAAUGGGAGUCUGGCAGACGGCAUGCCAGAACAUCCACUUAUCAAGGUGAACUGUCACAAACGCUCCAUGUGUGUGUUUUGGGGGGGGGGGCGGCAAAUAGGGAAUAGGUUUUCUCAGGGUUUCAAAUGUUUAGCUGCAUUGCAGGGUUCCUGUCAAAGAAUCCCUUUAAAAAAAAAUUAGAUCAAUUUAAAAAAAAAUAAGAUCAAUAUAAAAAAAAAGAAAAAAAAAAAAAAAAAGGAAUGAAAAAAAAAAGGAUAGAAUAGUUCAGUUUCCCUCAAAUGACGGCAUUGUAAGAAGGCGUCAUGAAAUAGUGGUAACCAUAGUAUAGCUGUCAAGAGAAAAUAAAUUACAGGGUAGUAUUUGAAAAAAUGGAUUAGUGCCUUCAAAGGCGUACAGAGGACAUGUUGCGCCCCGUCAAGAACUAAAAUUGCCAUGCUAUCAAGCUUGAAAAAUAAGCUUAAAAGUGUAAAUAUAAAAUUACGAUUGUCCAUAGAUUAUACAAGGCUAGCAGAGUCAGGAGAUUUGGGAAUGAAUACUUUAGCUUAUUCACCACAGGUAGGCUAGCAGAGUCAGAAGAUUUGUGAAUGAAUAAUUUAGCUUAUUCACCACAGGUAGGCUAGCAGAGUCAGAAGAUUUGUGAAUGAAUACUUGAGCUUAUUCACUACAGGUAGGCUAGCAGAGUCAGGAGAUUUGUGAAUGAAUAAUUUAGCUUAUUCACCACAGGUAGGCUAGCAGAGUCAGCAGAUUUGUGAAUGAAUAAUUUAGCUUAUUCACCACAGGUAGGCUAGCAGAGUCAGAAGAUUUGUGAAUGAAUAAUUUAGCUUAUUCACCACAGGUAGGCUAGCAGAGUCAGAAGAUUUGUGAAUGAAUACUUGAGCUUAUUCACCACAGGUAGGCUAGCAGAGUCAGGAGAUUUGUGAAUGAAUACUUGAGCUUAUUCACCACAGGUAGGCUAGCAGAGUCAGCAGAUUUGUGAAUGAAUACUUGAGCUUAUUCACCACAGGUAGGCUAGCAGAGUCAGCAGAUUUGUGAAUGAAUAAUUUAGCUUAUUCACCACAGGUAGGCUAGCAGAGUCAGCAGAUUUGUGAAUGAAUAAUUUAGCUUAUUCACCACAGGUAAACUAACGUAAGAAAAAAAACGAUUUAAAAACAAACACUUUGUUCGGCCCGUAGAUUUUGCACCCCAUCUAAAGGGAGUCCACUGUAAGUGACGUGUCCUGCCCCACCUUCGGUACGCCUCUGAGUGCCACCACCUGACAUUUUACACAGAGGGGUGGUGUAUUAUAUAACCACAGUGAAAUACCGGUAACGAAAUAAUUAUUAAUAUAUAAUUAAUCGUUUUGUUUUAUUUGUUUAGCCUCUCCCACCAUGAAACUUGCUUAUUGAAACCACUUGAGACCAUUUCUAACAGUAUUUUUGAGACACCUUAGAAAUGUCAUUUUGAUACCACUUGCAAUUGUAUUCUUGGGACCACUUUCAUCUCAUUUUUACGUCACUUCCUCUACAACAAACACACAUUUUAACCACACACAAAAAAGCGAUGAAUCAUCUAAAUUAUACAUAUUUAAAACAUUGACUGCAGUAAGUGGGUCGAGAAAUCAAACCUUUGUCAGUCAGAGAGUAUCUAAAACUGCGGAUAAAAAGUAUCUAAAACUGCGGCUAGAGAGUAUCUAAAACUGCGGUUAGAGAGUAUCUAAAACUUUGGUAAGAGAGUAUCUAAAACUGCGGUUAGUCAGUAUCUAGUAAUGUGGUAAGAGAGUAUCUAAAACUGCGGAAAGAUUGUAUCUAAAGCUGUGGUAAGAGAGUAUCUAAAAUUGCAGUAAGAGAGUAUCAAGAUCUACGGUAAGAGAGUAUGUAAAACUGUUGGAGAGUAUCUGCGGUUUUGGGGAAAAAGCAUAUUGAAAAAUGACUUGAAUAGAGAUGAGGUAGUGAGUUAAUUGACUUAGUUUAUACAGACACUGCCAGGAGUGAUUCGAUCGUCCAAAAAUAGUUAGCUUUUUGUACAGUCUAUAAAUAAGUUACAGGCUAUCACUAAGCUACAGGCUAUAACUAAGUUACAGGCUAUCACUAAGCUACAGGAUAUCACAGCAGAUUUUGAGAAAGACAUGACAAGGGUCAGGGGACACAAAAAUGUAUUUGCACUGCGUGAUUAAAUAUAUAUUACCUCCACUCGGUAACUCUCUCGAAUGACGUAUGACGUAUCACGAGACUUUGCUGCUAAGGGAUUUAGAAAACAACAUAAUAGAUAAUAAAUGAGGCUGCAGUAGUCAGGGAGUGAAUUCACAAAUCAAGACGUAUUUCUGACGUAUGAAAUAUAUGUUACUUGAUAAUUAAAAAUAAUAACGUAAUAUGUGACCCCCCACGAUAGUUUCGGUCGUAUGUCACCAAAGUUAGUUUUGCGCUAGCGUUGAAAAGAGACGGUGGGUAACAAUGAUACGCUUGACCACGGCAUACUUCUCCAACGUCGGCAAAAAACGUUCGGUUUCACCGAUACUGUCCUGAGAUGGUUCCGUUUGUAUCUGAUAAAUCGGGUUCAAUCAGUUAUUGCAAACGGCUUGACCUGGAAGCAAUCUACUAUCAAAUUCGGAGUACCCCAGGGCUCGAUCAUAGGCCCGGUGCUUUUCACAAUGUACGUUCAGCCCUUGGGUGCAGUGAUCAAGCAGUUUGAUAUGCUAUAUCACAAGUUCGCGGAUGAUACCCAACUUCAGCAAUGUCUCAGUUCCCUCAGCUUAUUAGUAUGACACAGAAAGCAGUGGAGUCAGUUAAGCACUGGAUGAACAUAAACAAGCUCAAAUUGAACGAUGAAAAGACCGAGCUGAUCCACAUUGCUACCGCUCAAAAGCUAAGAUCUGUAAAUAACACACAAACUCUUUUCUUUCUAAGGUAUGCAGAUUAAAUUUGCUCAAACAGUGCGAAACCUGGGUGUCUACAUAAACAGAGGACUAUCUAUGGAAAAUCACAUUAAUAUGAUUUAAAAGGUAAUUUUCUAGAGCUGCGCAGAAUUAGUCAUAUCAGACCUUUCUUAACGUUUGAUGCAACAUAGAGGCUGAUGUCUGCAUUCGUGCUACACGCAUGGACUACUGCAAUUAGAGACCAACCGAAUUUCGGCUUCUGCUUUAGUUUCGGCGCCGAAAGUGGCUAUUUUAUCACUUUCGGCCUAGUUUUGGUUUUGGCUGAAACUGAAAAGUUAACUUUUGGCUUAAUUUCACUUUCGGCUGAAAGAGAAAAGUUAACUUUCGGUUUAUUUUCGGUUUUGAAAAUUGAUGCGAAGGAAAAAGUUAUUGUAGGUAGAUUGAAUUUUAACUUUUUAUUCGUAGUGAAGGCCUUUUUAACUAACCCCAUUUUAAAAGACAUCCUAUUAUAUGGAGCAUGAACUUGGAAAACAACGGUGAGAAUUACGCAGAAAGUGCAGACCUUCAUAAGGCCAUGUCUUAGAAAGAUCCCGAACAUAAAAUUACCAAAUAUUAUCACCAACAAAGAUCUACUAGAAAGGUGCGCAUCAACGAAGAAAAUUAAAGAAACAAUGGAGAUAAAUAGGACAUGAUCUCCGAAAACCCCCAGAUAGCAUCACCAGACAAUUCCUAACAUGGAGUCGACAGGGAAAAAGAAGGAGAGGAAUGUCAAAGAAUACAUGGAGACGCGAGCUAGAGGCAGACACGCAAAAUAUGGGACACACCUGGAAACAGCCGGAAAGAAAAGCACAGGACCGUGAUGAAUGGAGAAUUCUUGUGGAUGGCCCCAGACUGGGUAAAAAGGCAUAAGAAGAAAAAGUUUUUGAAAGUGACCAGGCUGACAGGCUCGGAACUUCCAUCACUCGUAUACACUAGAGGAAAUUUUAUUAUGGAUCCCUUGAUAAUGUAUCAGAUUUCUACGAUUUACACAAUUAUGGUUGUGCAUUACCCGCCAACUUACUUUUAAAAAAUUUUUUUUACAAACCGCUCUCUUUGCCAUGUUUGUUUCAUAAAAAGCUACAAAAUAAACACUUUUCUUCCGAUUUUAAAACGGUUUUUACCAUUAUAAUCAUCAUUAAAAAAUAUGUAGAAAUAUUUAAAAAAAUCAGAAUUAGACUAGUCGGUGAUAUUCGACUGAAACCGUCUCGGGGAGUCACGUUAAAGAUAUGAGAAUGGGGGGAAACGGGCUGGCGCAUUACGGCUAAAUUUUUCUGUCAUGUAGCGGGCCGCAAAAUAUUGUCUUAUGGUAAAAAAUGGCUCACGGGGUGCGAGUUUGAGACCCUUAUAUUAGAUUUUUAUUUAUUAAUAUUCAUGAUUUUUUCAUAUUGAUAAAAAGAAUGUUAAUAUUGAUACUUUCCCCCGUCAUUUGUGAUGUAUGCAGAAUGUAUGCGUGAACGAAUUUUAAAAUAUCUAAAUAUAUCAUUUUCAGCUUCGGUUUCGGCCGAAAUUCUCUUUAAUCUUUCGGUUUCGGCUUCGGUUGGAACCAAAAGUCAUUUUUUAACUUUCGACCUAUUUUCGGUUUCGGUCGAAAGUCAUUGCAAACUUUCAACCUAUUUUCGGUUUCGGCCGAAAUCAGAAAAUCACUUUUGGUCGGUCUCUAACUGCAAUGCUCUCAUGGUGGGUCUUCCAACUACGCUCCUUGAUAAAAUUCAAAAAGUACAGAACAAUGCAGCUCGCAUUGUUUUUCGCAAAUGCAAAUUUUACCGUGCUAAAACACUUCUGAGAGAGUUGCAUUGGCUGCCAGUCCGCGCUCGCAUAGAGUAAAAAAUUGCAACCGCUGCUUGUAUGACAUGGCGCCGUGCUAUCUCAAAGCGCUCAUGACGCCUUAUGUACCCACUAGAAACUCAGCCCAUCCGAAAGUGGCAAACUUUCGAUACCACAUGUUCACCUUGAGACUUACGGAAGGCGCAAAUUCGCAUUUGCUGGCCCAACAAUUCGGAACACACUUCCUGUCGGUCUCAGAAACAGCCAGACACUGGAGUCUUUCAAAACCGAUUUGAAAACAAAUCUUUUUCGCAAAAACCUGCUGGGGUGAUGUUUUCUACCAUGUUUUUCAACUAGCUAUUAUCUCCUGGAUGUAUAAUGGCCUGUGUUGUUUAUUGUUGCAAGGGAUGAAAGACUUAGAAUGGAUUUUCUCGUAUGUAGUUUUUUUGUAAUGUUGCCUUUUGUAUUUCAAUGUGGUAAAAAAUAUAGAUUUUUUUCAUUUCUCUUUUAAUGUUGUUGACUUUUUACCACGCUUCGAGCCUUUUAUAUUAUAUUUUAUGUCUAACGUAAUAUUUCUUACCCCCCCCCAACCACCGCACCAUUUCCCCCCUCUCCAACACCACACCUCUCACUCUCUCACACAUACAUUUCCGCAAACACUCACACACAAUCUUCUGAGUGUUUUCUGAGCCCAUCUUACUGCGUGGUCUGACUUCAUGGGUGGCUGAACCGUCCGUAUAUGAUGAGGCUCAAUUUCAAGAUUCACAUUGUAUUUUUCUUUUUGUGGUUGUUCUCCUCUUAAAUCGAAUGCAACUUCCCAUUAAUGAAUUACACUCUCUCUUUCUCUUUCCUAUACUCUUUCCCCUUCUCUCUCUCUCUCUCUCUCUCUUUCUCUCUCUCUCUCUCUGUAUGUCUUCCUUAAUCUUUCCCCUUCUCUCUCUCUCUCUCUCUCUCUGUAUGUCUUCCUUAAUCUUCCCCUUCUAUCUCUCUCUCUCUAACUCUUCAUCAAUCGUUCCCAUUUUCUCUCUCUUUCUUCCUUACUCUUUCCCCUUCAAUAUCUCUCUCUCUCUCUCUCUUUUUCUAUCACUCUAUUUGUGAUUUAUUCUCAUUCUCCCACUUCCAUCCAUUUUUUCUUCACAAAAUAUUCAUUGAAACGUGAGUGACCUCAUUGUAAGUUAAUACCUAAAAAAAAUCUUAAAAUAUUGUUCAGGGCUUUUAAAUGACAUUUCUCUCUUUUUAACAUUGAAUAAAGAAAACAUUCGUUGAAAUAUUUGUGACUGUCGAACAAGGUAGGAUUAUGGACGCCAUCAUCAAUACACUAGACGGGAAAACAGCCUGGCAAGCGUAUGAGUGAUGCAGAGGGGCAAACAGCCUGGCUAGAGUGUGCGUGAUGCAGAGGGGCGAACAGCCUGGCUAGAGUGUGAGUGAUGCAGAGGGGCGAACAGCCUGGCUGGCGUGUGAGUGAUGCAGAGGGGCGAACAGCUUGGCUGGCAUUUGAGUGAUGCAGAGGGGAAAACAGCCUGGCUGGCGUGUGAGUGAUGCAGAGGGGCAAACAGCCUGGCUCGCGUGUGAGUUUUGCGGCAAACAUAAUGUGACGCUCAGUAGAAAGUUCAAUGCACAAAACUUUCAUAUGUGGGGAGCGUGGCGGUGGUUGUAACACGCACCAUUAUUUAAUUGAGUUUGGAAGCGCUGACCAUGGCGACAAAAUGUCGGUGUUGUAGAACAGGGGUAUACAAACGUGAUUAGCCAUAGCCCCCAAAAGAUAUUGGUUUAAAAGCCGACAGGAACUCUCAUUUGAAAUGAAUAAAAUCAUAGACUAUUUACAUUGAAAUGGUUUGUUUCUUCUAUUUGUACGGAGAAUACAAUACAAAUGUCAAAGGUAAAAAAUUAAUUCAAUAAAAUUGUCUAAUUAAUCAGAUCCAAUGUGAUGGUGUCUUUAGGAUUAAAUAAUGGAUUUCUGUGUUUUUUUUAUGUUCAAACAAGUUAAAAAAAAAAGUUUUCUCUUUGGUAAGUUCUUGCUUAGGGCAGCAACUUUGUUUAUACCCUCCUUUCGGCAAUUUAGAAAACCCUAGACUUAAGCAGUAGCGUCCCUUGGGGUUUGGGGGUGUGGACCGCACCAAGGGACAGCAUCACAUAGAGAUGACACCCUCACGAGGAGAUGACACCCUCUCAUAGACAUGACACUUCACAUAGACAUGAAACCCUCAAAUGGACAUGACACCUCACAUAGAGAUGACACCCUUACAUAGAGAUGGCACCAAAAAAAAAAAAGUAGAUUUGAAAAAGGAAUUGUUCCUCCUGUCAACAGAGUAUGCUACCACCAGAACAGGUUGUCAUAUGAGUCGGUUGUCAUCAGAUCAGGCCGACUCGAAGGAGGUCCAUAGAGCAAUCUGGUUGGGGUGACACCACGAGUUUACCGCACCGGCCGACACCAUAAGUUUACUGCACUGGUUGACACCAACUCUAGUGACGCCACUGAGCAUAAGAUAAAAUAGAUGACUAAGCGAAAACGACGUAUACGAUGCUAGACAUAGGCUAAAGCUAGCUGCCAAGCCACUAGAAAUAAUAAAAUGUUGGUUGACAUUUUGGUUGGCAUGUUGGUAGUCAUGUUGGUUGGCAUGUUGGUUGGCAUAUUGGUUGACAUGUUGGUUGGCAUAUUGGUUGACAGGUUGGUUGGCAUAUUGGUUGACAGGUUGGUUGACAUGUUGAAUGACAUGUUGAGUGACUAAUGACUGUUGAUUGAUAUGUUUGUGGAAAUGUUGGUUGACAUGUUGAAUGACAUGUUGAAUGACAUGUUGUUUGACAUGUUGGUUGACAUGUUUAAUGACAUGUUUAAUGACAUGUUGGUUGACAUAUUGGAUGACAUGUUGAUUGACUUAUUAACUGGGUUUCACAAUUACACCUGCAAGAUGCUUUAAAUAUUUUUUAAUGAACGGUUUUGAGCCCCAAAGAUCUCCACUUUACUCCAGUUUGGGGAUAGCGUCAUGUGCACACGAUUACAGCGUCAUGUGCACACGAUUACAGCGUCAUGUGCACACGAUUACAGCGUCAUGUGCACACGAUUACAGCGUCAUGUGCACACGAUUACAGCGUUUUGUGAACAAGAUUACAGUGUCAUGUCUACAAGAUUACAGCGUCAUGUGUACAAGAAUACAGCGUCUUGUAAAACACGGUUACAGAGUCACGUGUACAAGAUUACAGCGUCUUUUAAAUAAGAUUACAUUGUAUAAGAUUACAACGUCAUGUGUACAAGAAUACAUCGUAAAGUGUACAAGAUUACAUCGUCAUGUUUACAAGAAUGCAGCGUAAUGUGUAUAGGAUUACAGAGUCAAAAUGAAACGGUUACGUAAAUUCGUAAAUAAUUCAGUCCUGGCAUUAUGCUUGAUUUAGACUCGGGAAAUAUCUCUAUAGAAUAAUUAAAUAAUGAAUAUAAUUGUGUGUAGGUUUCUUUGACAUAUGUUCUUCAUUUCCAACAUGUUCAUAACAUAUUUUCAUCACAUCUGUAAAGCUAGAUAUACGCUGUUCUUGACAAUCUCACGUGUUCUUUGCCGACCACGGCUCUCACAUUACAACACAUUUUGCGUUAUAUUAAUAUGAAUUUAAUGUCUCGAGUACACACAUUUCGGAAAAUAUUUUCUCCACAUAUUUCAGGGCAAAUAUUUCAUUGUACAAGACUUCAAUGACGUCACGGACGUCCUGCAGACGUACAAGCAGACAUGCGCACCGAACUUCUAUCAAGCCACGUCCGACCAGCCCGUGUUCGCGUCUGGUCAGCCCACUGUCAACGGUCUUAGUAAAGUUCUGUCUCACCUGGUGUCUGCCGGAAACUCGGUCAGUCCAAUGAAUAUUUCAGUUUUGAUGUUCUUGUUUUCAGAUGAUUCCUACAAUACAUUAACCAUUUCAAUGAGAAUCUACUUAAGACAGGUCAAUUUCUGCUUUCCUAUUCUCGAAGCUGUUUCAUCACUCUAAAAGACUGAGUAUAUGAAAUCAUCCUGCUCAAGAUUACUUUAGCAUAAUUUUAACUCAUGGACCAUUAAGCUGUUAUACCAUCUACACCAUUUUUACACAUAUCUUCCUAUGGUUUAUGCCCAAACAAAAACGUAAAUAAAAUGAUUAAUGUAUUUGUGGGUUUAACUAUUGGAGUCAUUAGAGAAAAUUAUCAUGGAUGAAGUGCCCGGAUCUUCACAGGAAAUCUUGUUGCUGAACCUGCGCAGUGAACCGGUUCUCUUCCAAAGGGUGGACGAUGAUUACCUCCCUUAUUCAGUCCGCCACCAAGGUCACGUGCACAACAUGGUCAUGAUGGGGGACACGAAGGACAGUUGUGAUCACAUCGAGUCCUGUAUACGGAAAGAGGUUAGGACAUUUCUUGUACAAGUACACAUGUCUUAAGGAAAGAGGUUAGGGCAUUUCUUGUACAGUACACAGGUCUUAAGGAAAGAGAUUAGGACAUUUCUUGUACAUAGUACACAGGUCUUAAGGAAAGAGGUUAGGGCAUUUCUUGUACAGUACACAGGUCUUAAGGAAAGAGAUUAGGACAUAUCUUGUACAUAGUACACAGGUCUUAAGGAAAGAUGUUAGGGCAUUUCUUGUACAGUACACAGGACUUACGGAAAGAGGUUAGGACAUUUCUUGUACAGUACACAGGUCUUAAGGAAAGAGGUUAGGACAUUUCUUGUACUCAGUAUACAGGUCUUAAGGAAAGAGGUUAGAUCAGUCUUGUACAGUACACAUGCGGGGAACAUAUGUCUUGCUAUAAAUGAAACUGUGUGGGUGUCAGAAUAUAGAUAUUUUUAACAUCUCAAUACGCUUACACAAACAGACACAUACUGACACACACUUACACAGCCAGACGCAAAAGCUAAAAUAACAAAUACAACAUGUUUAAAUGUUUAAUUCAUAAUUUUAAUCAUACAUAUUAUACAUCUCAAUCAUACAUAUUACACACCACAACCAUACAUAUUACAGACAUUCAAUCAUAUAUAUUACAUACCUCAACCGUACCUAUUACAUACCUCAAUCAUACAUAUUAUACAUCUCAAUCAUACAUAUUACACACCACAACCAUACAUAUUACAGACAUUCAAUCAUAUAUAUUACAUACCUCAACCGUACCUAUUACAUACCUCAAUCAUACAUAUUAUACAUCUCAAUCAUACAUAUUACACACCACAACCAUACAUAUUACAGACAUUCAAUCAUAUAUAUUACAUACCUCAACCGUACCUAUUACAUACCUCAAUCAUACAUAUUAUACAUCUCAAUCAUACAUAUUACACACCACAACCAUACAUAUUACAGACAUUCAAUCAUAUAUAUUACAUACCUCAACCGUACCUAUUACAUACCUCAAUCAUACAUAUUACACACCACAAUCAUACAUAUUACAGACAUUCAAUCAAACGUAUUACACAUUUCAAUCAGGACUCGACUCCUUCAAAAAUGCAUGGCAAGGUAGAAAAUACAUGUAUUUUGAAAUAUUUUAUUUCCAAGAAAUAAAAACAUAAUUUAUAAGGGAUGGGGGAUCUUAGAUAAGUUCCGCACAAUUUCCUACAUGACUACGCCCCUGCUUUUUGUGUAAAAUGGCACACCAAGAGAGAAAAUGCUCUGUUUUAUUUUGUGUUAAAUUUGUGUUAUAAUGCCUGGAUGUUUACUCACCAUGCAACAAAUUAUGUGGUUAAAAUGGGCAUGAUCCAUCGAGAAGUAUCCCAUAUUUGUGUGUGCGUUGAAAAUUCGAUAUUCUAGGAACAGUAAUAAAAUAAAGAAAGAACUGAAACUGUUUGCAUUCACCUUCACAAAAGUGGUCUAAAAUAGUUAUAUGUAAAAUCGUCAUUUCCUUGCAUGUGAGUGAGAAUUAAAGAAAAAUUUUUUUAGUGAAAUAUUAGCUUUAAAAAAUGUAUUAAAAAAGUUUUUGGUCGCGGAAAGUGGUCUACAAAGAAGGCAGACGGUGAUAAGGUGAACAAAUACUUGCAUAAAUUUAAUUUCUUUAAGUCUCAAAAUGGGAUGUGUGCUUCAAUUAAACAACAAAUACACAGAAACAAAUGUAUUUUGACGACAGUCUCAUUUACAAUCCAUAAAAAGCUGUUUACCAAAAACAGAAUGACGUAAUCGGAAAAAUGGUUUGUGCAUGCCUGAAAAACAACCGCCAUUUCGGCUGAAAGCCUUCAACAGUAAACACAAACAUUGCAAAUUAAAAGCCUCAAAUCAGAACCAAUAACCCCGAUAGUGAUAUCCGUUGUGUGUCCAGAUUGUUUCCCUUGCCGGCAUAGAAGACGAGUUCGUGUUCUACUUCUACGACAGCCUGGACAAACUGCAGCACGAGCCGCACAUGAGAAAGGUGGAGUUUGAAGAGGACAUCCUGUUGUCUGCUGAAGUCUACGCCAGGGAAUCGUUCUCAAAUAAGUCGUUGGGGUGAGUAUCGAGGAGCUAAGUUUCUGUAAUUUAGGGAGCCAUUAAGUCUCUGCAACAUGGGGAGCCAUUAAUUCUCUUAAUUUGGGGAACCAUUAUCUCUCUGCAAUUUGGGGAGCCAUUAAGUCUCGGCAAUUUGGGGAGCCAUUAAGUCUCGGCAACAUGGGGAGCCAUUAAUUCUCUUAAUUUGGGAAACCAUUAUGUCUAUGGAAUUUGGGGAGCCAUUAAGUCUCAGCAAUUUGGGGAGCCAUUAAGUAUAGGCAAUUUGGGGAUCCAUUAAGUCUGUGUAAUUUGGGGAGUCAUUAAGUCUCUGUAAUUUUGGGAGCAAUUACGUCUCUGUAAUUUAGGGAGCAAUUAAGUCUCUGUAAUUUGGGGAGUCAUUAAGUCUCUGUAAUUUUGGGAGCCAUUACGUCUCUGUAAUUAAGGGAGCCAUUAAGACUCUGUAAUUGGAGUACCGGCUGUUGAGGUUUUAGAAAAAGUUCAUGCUGGUUUGAUAAUUAAAAACUAAUCAACGAGCGUUUAAAGUUUGUUAGGCCUAAUUGCAGUCAAAGUAUUUUCUCAUAUCUUUAGAUUAUCUAUACAUUUAGAUUAAUGUUAAAUCAAGUUUUGUAUAUUUUUGGUAUCAAAAAUUGUUUGGUUUGAUUAUCAAAAACUUGGCUCCAAUGUUAAUCGAGCUUUUUUUACAUUUGAAACUAUAGUGUGCACAGUUAAGUCACUGUAUAAUAUCGUACAUUAGUUUCUGUAAUGCGUACAAUUUAAAGACAAUGUUUAUGAGCACGAUGAUGAUGCAUUUCAAUAAAUGAAUGAAUUGAAAAAGCCUUUUGUUCCCUAAUUUUUUAAAAAAUUGUAUUUUUAAAAAAAUAACAAUGGACAUGUUACCAAGCCCUAGGAGUUUGUUUGUCCACAAUACUAAUGACAUUUGCCUAUGACAUUUAUGAGCAUAAUAAAACUAAAAUAAAAAGAAUGUCACAAAGAAACGAAUUAAAUAAACCUAGGGUUCCUAAAUUGUAGUUUUGAAAACAUUAAAGCAAAAUAAUAUCUUAAAUACCAUUCCCGUAAUUUUUUUUCGUCAAAACCAUUUACACUAGACUACGCCUAAUUGAAAUUUUAAUUUUGGACUUAGAACAAGUAGGUGAUCAUGUAGCUGUAUGCAAAGUUCACAGAAGGUAAUUCAUAUAUCAUCCUAUGACAGCAAGAUGUAAAGCAAUAAAAAAAUAUCGGAUUGCCAGCCGACAGAAAGACGCAGUCUGACUUCUGGUACCCGAGCGAUUAGCGAAAGUCUCAAUCACUUUCGGCGGAAACUCAAAAUCCGAAAGUUAAUUUUUCUGUUUCAGCCGAAACCGAAACUACGCCGAAAGUGAUGAAAUGACAACUUUCUGCUCCGUAACCGGAACCGAAAUUCGGUCGGUCUCUACUAUAUAGUAUCCUACAUUAAAGUCUAUAAUGUGUACAGUCUAGUCUCUGUAUACUAUAAUAUAUUAUACAUAAGUGAAUAAAGUGAAUUUAAAUAGCUUCAUUUUGUCUAAAUUUCAUUGUUACUCUUGUAUGGUUUGAGUAUUGAUCAUAUAAAAUAUAACGGUUCAAGUAUUGUAUUUUAAACUGAUGCUGAGGUGACUUUGAUACAUUUCCAUACAUUAACGAUAGUUUCAUAAAUUUAAAUUUAUUUCAGGAUAACAAGAGUAUCUGUUUGAUACUAUACUAUCCUACGUACAAUAAUAAGAGUAUACUAUAUUUAACUAUAUCAUUAAUUAGGUGAGAUCUUUAUUUCUUACCAUUAGAUAUGACAGAAUCUGCCUCCCUGAGAUGGGUUUACCCACAGAGGAGUUGGUUGACCAGUUCCUGUCACACUUUAGGGUGAGUUCAACACAAUUACAUGCAUGGUUUGUUGUUCACAUCAAUACUUCAUUGCCUAUAAAUGUUUCAGCCGAUACACCAACAUCAAGACAGUUGUCAUCGGUCAUAAUCAUGAUUAUGGGUAUCUCAGCUAGUUCUAUGUCUAAUCCAGGGCGGUGCAAAGGCCGAGGCAACUGAUUGAAUCACACGAAGCACUGCCCGCUUGGUGGGCCUCAAGGACGGGAAUUGAUGAAUUUCAUACACUUAUUUUAAAUUUGGGGGGGGGGGGGGGCUGCACGGCCCUGGUCCCCAUGAAUUUCAUACACUUAUUUUAAAUUUGGGGGGGGGGGGGCUGCACGGCCCUGGUCCCUAAUGUAACCUCUGCACGGCCCCGGUCCCUUCUGAAACCCCUGCAUGGCCCUGGUCUCCAAUGAAACCUAUGCACGAUCCUGGUCCCCAAAAAACUUCUGCACGGCUUUUGUCCCCAUUUAAAACCUUUGCCCGGCCCUGGUCAAUCAUUAAACGUUUUCACGGCCCUGGUUCCCAGGAAACCUUUGCACGGCCCUGAUUUCAAAGAAACCUCUGCACGGCCCUGUUCUAAUGAAUCUACAUCCAAACAAUACCACUUUUUACUGCAGGAAAAGCCCCUCUACCUGGACAGCAAGAGUCCGUUAUUUCCAGCUAUUUACCUGAUAUCUCAUUCAGGAGGUCGAAGGUCAGCCAUUAUUAUGGUCAUGAGUUGUCUCCUCUAUGGACACAAGAAAGGAACAUUGAAGAAGACCUGGUAAGUAAUGGAUUAAGAGGUCCAGCGUUUUUCAAUCUUUGGAACAAAUCUUGAGACACAUUUCAACAAAUCUUGAGACACAUUUCAACAAAUCUUGAGACACAUUUCAACAAAUCUUGAGACACAUUUCAACAAAUCUUGAGACACAUUUCAACAAAUCUUUAGAUACAUUUCAACAAAUCUUUAGACACAUUUAUACACAUAUUUAGACAAUUUAAACACAUAUUUAGACACAUUUAUACACAUAUUUAGACAAAUUUAAACACAUAUUUAGACACAUUUAAAAACAUAUUUAGACACAUUUAAACUGCCAGAUAAAAGAACUAUGACGCACCAUAAUAAAUAGGAAGAAACAAAUCUUAUUUUUUCAGUAAGUAUCAACGUCAACACGAGUUAGUGUAAUUUCAAAAUGAAUUAGAAGAAUUAUUCUAAGAUUUACUUAUGUCUAAAUAUAAAAUAGUCAAUAAUUUAUAGGUAAAAUUAAGAAACUUUAAAGUUUUAUGUAAGAAUUGUAUUCCUUUAUAUUUAUAUCAACAUAUUGCGCCACUCCUGUGUAACACAACACUAACCUGUGUGUAACGUAACACUAACCAGUGUGUAACAUAACACUAACCAGUGUGUAACAUAACACUAACCUGUGUGUAACACAACAUUAACCAGUGUGUAACAUAACACUAACCAGUGUGUAACAUAACACUAACCUGUGUGUAACACAACACUAACCAGUGUGUAACAUAACACUAACCAGUGUGUAACGUAACAAUAACCAGUAAGUACCAAAACAUCGACUGAAAACUGCUGUUCUUCACAACUGCAUGGUAACCACUCGUCCCUAUGGACGUCCACUGAAGCUUUUGCGAAGGAGCAAGGUUUUGUGUCAAUUUGUUGGAAUUUGUUAAGAAUUUACACAAGAAAAAUCGUUGGGAAAUAACAUUAUGCAACACAUAAAGCGACCAAUGCAGAAUGCAAAUCAAUAUGUUUAAUAUAAAGAUGCUGCUACGGAGAUUUAAAAAAAAAUCGAUACCAUUCUGUGGUAAAGGGGGGGGGGGUGGAGUUGUUCCCCUUUAUCAAUUAAUAAAAUUUCUGUAGUGCCCAAAAUUGAAUGGUAAAUUAAGUAAAUGCCAAUCUAACUACAUUAUUCCAUAGCGUAUAUAGUAUUAUAAUGGGUGCUGGGUGGCCGGGUGGUAUAAGCUGAGCAAAUCUCAAAUUCAGUGUCUGGAGUUCAAUCCCAAAACACAAGUCAAGCAAAAUCAUCACCAGCACCCCGGGUGGAUGGGACCCGUCAACCAUGGAGGGCGACUCAUCUAAGAGAAGGAAACCCUGAAUUCAAACCCGGACAUGAGGUCCCGUAGGCGAACAACACUGGUGCAAUUAACAUGACGAUAACUCGUCGAUAUGGUUUUAGCUGUUGCAUUGGUUCUUAUCUUUUACAAUCAGUUACUGUUACCGCUCAAAUAUUAAUGUAAUGAAUUGUUUCGCAUAAUGAAUUGUUUUGCAAUUUAAUAUGAACAGGAAGUUACGUAAAAAAUGUCAUGCGCAGAAGAAUAUAGGAAUACAGAGGAUUUUAAAAAAAAAAUUGCUUGGAACGUGUUCAUGAAUUAUGUGUGUGCUUGCAAUGGUGUAUCUUAAGGCAUGAGAUUAGCCUUUGUUCAUUCAAGUGUUUUAAGGAAAAGGUGAAAUGUACAAAAGGAUGACAAGUAUAUUACUCCCAUCUGGAGAUUUAUUUCCUAUUGUACAAUUGUGUUUCAUGAUUCAAAGAUAGUGAAACCAUCUAUUGGCUUUGCCUCGUGUGUUCAUAAGGAAUACGUAUAGUAAUUUAAUAAUCAUUAAGAAAGCUGUGCAAUGCUGGAUGCAGAUAGACAGUUAUAGAUUAAAUAAUGGAAGAUAGAAAUGCACAACGAUUAUGCCCUUAAACCAAACAAGUUACAGUUACAUCAAUAUAUUUAUAUUUACUAUUAGUUACAUCACUAUAUGUAGUAGUACGAAGAUUUUUUUAAACUGUGCAGUCCUAAUCUAAUUAUAUUUAUUGUUUCCACGUUCGCUCCAUGUGACUUUAACAAUCAACUUUUAACUCAUUCAUUAAUAUCCUUUAGUCACUCGUAUGAAGUCACAAUUUUGCAAACUACAUGUAUAUAUACACGUCAUGUAGCUUCCAACCUUUGACCUUUUUUAUCCCUUUUGGUUGACCAGCACUCACCUGAUAAACAGUAAACGUCCAGACUACAGAGAGGGUGAGUACCGAGCCGUGCAGAAACUUGUGGCACACUUAAAAGAUGGCAACCUCAUCAAACAGCAGGUUGGUGCCUACGUUAGAUACAUGGCAUGUAUGACAUGUGUGGCAUGUUUGACAUGUGUGUGUUGGGAUACCCGGUGUGGCCUGUGUGUUAGGAUGACAAGUCUAGCCCGUGUGUUUUAAAAUACUAGGUGUAGCCCGAGUGUGUUAGGAUGACAGGUGUAGCCCGCGUGUGUUAUGAUGCCAGCUGUGAUUUCUGAGUUUUACGAUGACAUGUGCUAUUGAUGUAUGUUAGAUGAAUAGGGUGCGAUGUUUGAGUCUCAGGUUGACUGCUGGGACUGUUAGCUUUUUGUACACAUAUAUCAGGAGAAUAGAUUUUCCUGAAUAAAGAGCAGAAAACUGGCAUAAAAAUCAAUGCGUCUCGAGGCAAUAAGUGUUUAAAUUUAUGGAUUCCAGAUAAGAAUGGCGUGGGAAAUUAGGUACGAUUAAUUAAAACACAGCAAUAAACAUCAAUGAAAUAAAAUGUAUUUAUGAUGACCCCUGUGCAUUUAACAUUAUGUUCCUAACAAUCAUUAGAUAUUUUAACAUUAUGUGCCUAACAAUCAUUAGAUAUUUUAACAUUAUGUGCCUAACAAUCAUUAGAUAUUUUAACGUUAUGUGCCUUACAAUCAUUAGGGAAUUUAAAGUCAUGGGCCUAGCAAUCAUUAGGAAAUUUAAUAUUAUUUCCUGACAAUUUAAGGGAAUUUCACGUAAUGUGCCUAACAAUCAUUAGGGAAUUUAACGUUAUGUGCCUAAGAAUCAUUAGAUAUUUUAACGUAAUGUGCCUAACAAUUUAAGGGAAUUUCAUGUAAUGUGUCUAACAAUCAUUGGGGAAUUUAACGUUAUGUGCCUAAAAAUCAUUAGAUAUUUUAACAUUAUGUGCCUAACAAUCAUCAUAUAUUUUAACUUAAUGUGCCUAACAAUUUAAGGGAAUUUCACGUUAUGUGUCUAACCAUCAUUAGGGAAUUUAACGUUAUGUGCCUAACAAUCAUAUUAGAUAUUUUAACGUAAUGUGCCUAACAGUUUAAGGGAAUUUCACGUUAUGUGUCUAACAAUCAAUCAUUGAUCUGGCAUCACAGAGAGGCGGCUUAUUUUGUAGAGUGAUUAUACCAUUAGCAACAAAGACUCAACCAACGAAGUCUGAAAUCUUGAUUGAUUAUACCGUUAGCAACAAAGACUCAACCAACGAAGUCUGAAAUCUUGAUUGAUUAUACCGUUAGUAACAAAGACUCAACCAACAAAGUCUGAAAUCUUGAUUGAUUAUACCGUUAGCAACAAAGACUCAACCAACAAAGUCUGAAAUCAUGUGAUUAUACCGUUAGCAACAAAGACUCAACCAACAAAGUCUGAAAUCAUGAUUGAUUAUACCGUUAGCAACAAAGACUCAACCAACGAAGUCUGAAAUGUGGAGUAAUUAAACCAUUAAACCAAAGACUCAACUAACGAAGUCGGAAAUGUUGAACUGAUAUUUCCGUGGAAUUAAAAUAUUUAAUGCCUACAGCGUUGAGCAGUAGGCUUCACACGUUGACCAGUAGGCUUCACACGUUGACCAGUUAGCUUCACACGUUGAACGGUGGGCUUCACAGACUUGUGAUUCAAAGCUCGUAAUGCAUUAUUUUAUCGUAAGCUACAGAUCCAUUUCUAAAUUAACUCACAAAACCCAAAGGAAUCUGUGGAAAGAUAAAACUUGCCACAGAAGAGACCCCACUGUGCGUACAAAGUACCUUAAUCUGAUGCGAGAGACACCACUGUGCGUACACAUAAAUUAUCUUAAUCUUAUGUGAGACACCCGACUGUGCGUACACACAAAUAACCUUAAUCUGAUACGAGAGACCCCACUGUUCGUACACACAAAUUAUCUUAAUCUGAUGCAAGAGACUCCACUGUGCACACACAGCUUACAGAUAGUACACAUUGAAUACAAGAAACACCACUGUACGUACACAACUUACAAGCAGUACACUUUGAAUACAAUAGACUCCACUGUGUACACAUUGAAGGUUGAAUGCAACAUAGUUUUUUUUACAUUAUUUUUUUCUGAUGACUAUGAAAGUGGAAUUCUUAUUGCAGCGAGAUUGCUGAAAAUAAAGGGUAAAAUAAGAUGGGCUUUUAAGUCUUUCCCCAGCUGCAUCUAACGCUAAAUGGUUUUAAAAAUUAUACUACUUGCCGUAGAAGCGGGACAGCUAUAGGAACCAAAUAAAGGCAGUGUGGUUCAUGUGGAAAUUGUUGGGAUCCAUUAGACACAGAGAACACGAUCUGUUUAUCUCUGCCAGGAUCAAUUAAAAUAAAGCCAGUGAGACCGAAGCCAAGGUCAAAUAGAAGCCGAAAGGGUGUUACUGGUCUUUGGCGCAGCAGACGACAGACGCUGACAUUGUCUGAGAACAGAUUCAGCAAAUCCUAUGAUGGCUGUGGGGGGGGGGGGGGCUGCUGGUAGCGGAAUAUCCAAUUCACAUAUUACAAGUGACAAGGUUAAGGCCGCUGUGUAAAAAAUGGAGAGACAAGAUUGGUUUCAUUUCACGGGCAAACAGAAUAGAUCUUGUUCAAAUGACCAGAGACCAUAGAGCAGCAUUCGAGGUAACGGAUUAUCGGUUGAUGUAUGCUGACGUGAGCUUGUUUCUGUACGCUUGUGCUUUUAAUUUAAACAAAAUUUAAUGCACGUGAUAUCAUAUGUUCUGUCAUUCAGUUACUGUCACAUAACAAUACGGAGAUUAGUGACAGUUCUAAACUAUUGAUAUGUGAUUGUGAAUAAAAAUUGAUCUCAUCACGAAUGAAAUUGAAAUGGAACAAGUAGAGUUGGCAGGAGCAAUCCAAUACAUCUCAACAGUUUCAGACAUUGAUAAGAUUUGUUAGAUGCACAUGUGCCACGUCACGAAGUGUUUAAAGACACGGUUGUUCUGUUGUAGUUGUAGCAUCACUUAAUGACCGGUGGAUUGUUACUAGAAUGUUGACCCAUACCGCCCAGGAAAAAAAAAUACAAAUCAUUUUAAAAAGACUUUAAAACAAAAUCAAAGAAUAUUUCAUAAUACCCGUAUGUAUAAAUUUUAAACAUAAAUUCGAAUAAGUUCCUGGGCACCAAACAAUCUAUUUUCGAGUUUCUUGAGAAAAAGUAAGGAAACAAUAUGUGACAGCUUGUAUAAAAUGUAAGACAACUGAACGCCUUCAUCAGCAAAUACAACAAGAGCAACAGGGAAAAUUAUAAGAAAACCAGAAAUUAGAUUGCUACUGUAAAAAGCGUGAUAUAAGUAGCUCAAUUAAUUAAGAAAACAAAAAACCGAUCAGAUUUCUCGGGACGUUUGUAGACCAUCAAUUUUGAAUAUAUGGAACACAAACUCGAAAAUUGGCAUGAUGCCUUCAAAGUCACGUAACUAAUCUGAAGACAGUCUUUAAAUUUCAUAUUACAUUUCAUUUUCGUUUCCUUAAUUAUUUAAGUUGUUUAAGAAUUUAGCAGGGAUUUAAACAGACUUUGAUGAGAAGCCCAAAAGGGUAACGAACAAUUUUCUACAUUAGAAGAAUGCGUAUAUGCUGAGUGAGUUUAAUAUUCCAUGAGUUCGAAGACAGCUGGAGCUCAGACCCAUGACUGUGUGGACUUAUUGAGCUUACCAAUCAUGAACUUGUAGGCUACUUGAGCUCACCAAAAAUGACCGUAUAGACUACUUGAGUUCACCAAAAAUGACCGUAUAGACUACUUGAGUUCACUAAACGUGACCGUGUAGACUACUAGAGCUCUUGAGCGAGAAUAAAUAAUUUAUAGAGUCCUUUUCUCGGGACAAAACAAACAGAUAAGAUUUAAUACAGUACUAAACUGCCAGUCAAAACUGAAAAUGAAUAUUGGUUUAAAUAAUUUAUCAAAUGUUUAUUAUAUUUUAAGGUUGACUUUCAAGGUAUAGGAAUAAUGAAUUCCAUUAGAUUCAAUUGUAUGCUGAAUUAACAUUAUAACAUGAUCGUAGUGUAUAGCCAUGGCCUUGUUCCAAAUAGUGUAUAACCAGUGGCGUAGCGAGGGUGUUUGGCGCCCGGGGACAAGAUUCGCGCCCGGGGACAAGAUCCAUUUUUAGCUUCCCUUUUUCUUUUUUUUCAACUCUCAAACCCAUUAUUUUCAUCAAUAAAAUAAUAUCAAAGCACAUUUUGGCGCCCCUAACUAGCUGGCGCCCGGGGACAUAUGCCCCAACCACGCUACGCCUCUGUGUAUAACCAUGGCCUUGUUCCAAGUAGUGUAUAACCCUGGCCUUGUUCCAAGUAGUGUAUAACCAUGGCCUUGUUCCAAGUAGUGUAUAACCCUGGCCUUGUUCCAAGUAGUGUGCACUAUUGCCUUGUUCCAAGUAGUGUAUAACCCUGGCCUUGUUCCAAGUAGUGUGCACUAUUGCCUUGUUCCAAGUAGUGUAUAACCCUGGCCUUGUUCCAAUGACAAUCUUGACAUUUCCACAUUUCACAGGUGGAUUCAAUCAUAGACGAGUGCUCGCAAGUCAUCAACCUGAGAACAUGCAUCGCUGACCACAAGAAGAGACUCGAGGCUGCAGCCUCCAAACAUACUCAGGUGAGAGAGGGACAUGCCAGGGCAAACCAACCAAGAGAUCUCGGCAAAGUGACAUUUGAAACGCGCGGGAAAAUGAGAGUUGCAGUUCACGUAUCUAAGAAAUGCCAAUGAAAGAAGGAUGAUUUAAAAAAUAAAAACAUGGAAUGGAAUAUAAAAACACCACUAACAAACAGAAACUAUAAAUAAUAACAAUACAUCAUAUAAUUUAUAACAUUAAAGUACUUCGAUACCAUUGGCUUUAUUGAAGUGCUUGUUUUUUUAAAAAGAGUUUUUAAAGUAAACUUAAAAUUUAUCAACAGAGCUCCAGCACAGUUGAACAUUUGCAUGCAGGAUGUCUGAGUGCCUUGGAGACCUACUGCUUUCUGAUAGCUUUUAAUGCUUACCUCAGAGAUCAGGUAGACAUUUCCUAGCCUAUGCCUAUACAUAUUAAGUCAAAUUAUGAACUAUUAUUUACCUUUUUAAAAAAUUAUUUCUUUUAAUAAAACAAUGGAUUCUAAUGGGAAAGUAACGGUAAUAUUAACUUCUUCUAGGAACUGCACUGACUAGCAUGAUCUAAACUGUUUUAAAAUGCAGACAAUGUUAAAUGAACAUAUUUUAAUCUCAGAUGCCCAAUAACCUAAGCUGGAGUUACAACAAGUGGUUACAUCGUAACCCAGAAGUCAUCAGAUUAUGUAGUCAUCUUGACUUUUCUGAACUUUGCUCUCCUCCAUCAUUAUUGUCAUCACAGCACCGGUAUCUGGUAAGUCAUAUGUUAUUAUCACUUCACAUACACUUGGUAGUCUUCUUGAAAUUUUUGUCAUGACACACAUGUUUGGAAAAGUUUGACAGUUGUAACACAUACUACUUGGUAAAGUUAGAAAGUCAUGUUGUUCGUCCGUCGAGGAUCGACGAUGACCAUCGAGUCGUCUGGUGACUGAUGACUUGCGCGGGUGACUUUUGUUUAAAGUGAGGAAGAGUUGCGCAGCGUCAACCUCACUCUCUCGUCCGAGCCCACCAUAUCCAGUGGCAAGACUCUACGUCAAGACGACCAGGGAUGGGUACGGUUGCAGGAAUUGACAUUGUAUGCGCCUUACGGGACUCCAACUCCGGGUUUGAAUUCAGAGUUUCCUUCUCUUAGAUGAGUUGCCGACCAAGGUUAACGAGUCUCAUCCACCCGGGGUGUUGUUUUUGCUUGACCGGCCUUUGGCUGAAAUUGAGGUUUGCUCAGUUUAGACCAUGCGGCCACCCAGUCACCCAUGCAGUGAAUGACCAUGGCGUUCUACGUGUUUGGUCAUGUUCUCAGCAAUUCACACCACUGUGCUGUCUCCGCCUUUUGUCCGUUGACCAAGUAGUGGUUCUUCCGCACAAUUUGCCGGAUUCCGUCUUUACAUGCUAUGGGGGACAACCCCUUUUUUCCGAAAGUUCUAUGCCCUUCGGCUACCCUCAAGCUGGAAUCGUUGUCUGGGUUGUAGUCGCUGUGCAUGUUACAGCUUCUUGGAACCACAGGUCAUAGAAAGUCAUAGUACAUAAAGGCCUACUUGGUAACAUUUGACAGUCAUAAAACAUAUACUUUCAAUGCAUUUACACUUUCAUAGUACAUAUUUUUUUUGCCUGACAUUGUCAUAGCAGAUACAAUUUUAACACCUCAAAAUCCUACAACUACAAAUAUUGGCAAGUCUUAACAUUUAAAUUCAUUCUUACAUUAAUUUUGCUGAUGAACUUCCCGAUUGUAAGUUGGCUUUUUGUUCAUAAAACUAUUUUUCUCUGUCUUUAUUCCAGGUGUAUGAUGAAUACAUUGGUUUGGAUGUCCUUAGUUCCCAGAUGGAUGUCAAGGUCUCUAACUUUCGUCGCCUGAUGGGUUUACCAAUAUAUGGCAUGGCACAGCCUACAAGAAAUGUAAGUUGUUAUGUAAAAUCACAUGUACUAGGUCAAUUACAAAAAAAGAUGACACAUAAACAAAUGUCCUAGUGUUUGAUUUGUGAAAUGAUUUAACAUAAUCCUUUUUUAAAAAUAAAAUUUCAUUGUGCAUUGUGCAUUGUGCAUUGUGCAUUGUGCAUUUACUUUUUCUGUCCCAUUAUGCUGAUAACCGCUUUUAAAACAAAGAAAAUAAAGAGAAAAUAUAAAGAGAAAUAGCUUCAUAUCACUGUGAAUUUAAAAUUCACUAAAAAAUCUAAACAUUAUUUUCCAUUCAAGAGUUCCUUUCUCGGGACAAUACAGACUGAUAGGAUUUAAUAGAAGACUAAACUGCCCGUCAAACAUUAAAAUGAAUAUGGGUUUAAAUAAUUUAUCAAACGUUUAUUAUAUUUUAAGGUUGACUUUGUAGGUUUUGGAAGUAAGAAUUCCAUUAGAUUCAAUUGUAUCCUGAAUUAAUAUCAUUGUAACAUGAUCAUAGUGUGUAACUAUGGCCUUGUUCCAAGUAGUGUAUAACCAUGGCCUUGUUCCAAGUGGUGUGUAACCAUGGCCUUGAUUCUACUUUAAUAAAAGUAGUAUGUCUCAGAUAUGGAUGAGAUCAACAUAUGACAUAUUUUCUGAGUGCUAAAUUCCGGGAGGUGCAUUUAAGGACAGGGGUCAAACUGUAUUGGCUUAAAUAUUUUAAAGAAAAUUGUCUGUAUUUUCUAUGCCCAAACUCCCAGAGUUUUUAGCUCCAGUUUAAUUUCUGUUUGGGUAAGUAGACAUUGUGGUAGUGAUAGCUUCAACACUAAAUAAAAAAAUUAUGUCCCUGUAUUUUUUUAACACUAGUAAACAAAUACUGGAGAAUAUUUUUUAAAACACACCUUUUUAUUUUGUAUAUCCCAUUGUCUAAUUUUAAAUUCUCUUGAAUUCUAAUUUUUGACGUGACAAACAUGUUUAAAUAUUUAUUUGAUUUUAAAGCCAACAUUUUCUUCCAAGUUUGUUAACACAGAAAAAAAUGAAAAUAUUUUUAAAUUCCUUAUCAAUCUUUUUUCAUUUUUGUUUUGUAUUGAUUUCUAAUUUUUGUGAUGCCCUUUUUAAAUUAACAUAAUUUUUUAUCAAUUUUAAUUUUUGUUCUGUAGGGUUUGUCUAAAGUUGUCAACCAUCUUCUGCACCAUAAACAAGGCUAUGGUAAUGUCAUUGUGGUUAACUUAAGGUCAGACUAUGUCCUGGAGUGUGAUGAUGUCACAUAUUCUGUCAGAGAUAUUUCUCACUUGGCAGAACCCAUUCAUUCCCAGUGUUCAUCUGGAAAGGACCUUGAGGUAGGUAUUUUUCCAGCCUACCUCGGUUGGAUAUUCAUAGGCUUUUUAUUGAGUAUCUGUGACAGGGGAAUUCAUCACAUUUAUACUAAGAGGCCAGCAACACAUAUUUAUGGCAAGCCUUGAGAAGUAAACUCAGGGAAAAUUCAAGGUUUAAGCACCUAAAGUUUUAUAAUAAUGAUUUAAUAUUAAUAUAAAGGCCUUUAUAUAAAAUAUUAACUUUGAGAGAGGGUUUUGUUGCAUAUACUUGUCAUUUGAAAUCACUCAUAAUGAUUAACAGAAAGUUGCAUGCCAAAGAUUAUCAGUUGAGAUAUUGUGUGGAAAGACAAAAUAAAAAACCUGCACUCACAUUUAGACUCUCCAAGAGCUUUAUGCUAUACCGGUAACCAAGACAGCAACUAACCUUAAUUUUACAGUUUUCCAAUACUUAGGCCUACAAUGAAAACAAUAAUUUGCAAUGUUAUUUUAAUAAAUGUUUUGACUAUAUUUUCACUAGGAGAUGGAACAAAAAAUCAAGAAGGAAAUAAGGUCAAAACGAUCAUGGAAGGUAAAACAGUGUUAAGAUCUUGUAGCUCAAAUCAAUUCCAAUCUGAAGCUUUUGUUAAAUCAAUUAAUCUAAUCGUACUCACUGGCUCUUUUCAAUGCAACAGUACAUUUUUGUGACUAAAGCUUUACAAUUAUUCGUACUGUGUACGUAGAUAAUGUCAUAUGGUUUGUUUAUUACCUAGUAAAAAUCACAUAUGAUCAAUUCACAAGUAUCAGUACUAUGAAUAAUGCAUUAUUGAGGAACUAUAUUAUAGCUAGCCAUAUUGAUAGUAGGUUGAAUUUGGCAGUGAAGAAAAGUCAAUUCAUGAGUGUGGGCGUAUGUGGAAUUUUUAUUUCCAUGAUAUAUUUAUAUAUCUAAAAAAUAGAAAUUCAAUGGAAUUAUAGUGAAAGAUCUUGAAUUACUAUUCCAAAUUUCAUUUUGUGUGAACUUAGACAUUAUACAUGUGAGAAGAGCUGACUCAAAAAUUCAUUGUCACAAGUUGUCUAUGUGAUGUCCUGGUUCAUUAAACUUUAGUGCUGGUAAUAUUAAAAGGAACAAGACUUGCCACAAUUAAUAUUAUAGUUUACACUAAACAUCAGUAAAAUUUUAAUAAUGAUCUGGAAUAUCCACCCACAAAACUUGUAUGACGUCACAGAAAUCUCUCCAAACUUUAUAUCUCAUGUUUUUAAUCUUUAACUUUACUUUAAGUUAUUCAACUUAGAUUCUAUUAUGGUACCUCUUUAUAAAUUGUAGCCAUGUAUCACCAGGUGUAUAAGGAAAUCACUGACCAACCCAUAGAGAAGGAACUGAUCAGUAUAUUUACACCUGAAGAGCUUUAUGAACAGCAGAGGUUGUCCACUUUAGAUAUGCAUUACAGACGUCUGCCCCUUCAGUACGAUCAUGGUCUCCAUGAGCAGGUAGGAGAAGAAAAAUAUCUAUUUAUUGAAAUUUCUUUAAAGCAAUCGCUUAUUAACUUUAUUUAAUAACCAUCAUUAUAUUCAACAACUAUUUAAAAAAAAAAUAUUGAUGUAACCUUUAAAGCUUGAUUUUUUUUACAUUUUAAUUAACAUUAAUCAUUACAACUUUUUUUGAGGUCACAAAGAUUGAGAUAAAAAAAUCACAGACAGAUACACUACAUUUCUUAAUUUGCUAUCUCAGGAAUUUGAUGCAAUCCAAAGCUUGAUUCUAAGUUUCAUGAAAGAAUCUGGGUCAUGGGCAGAGAGUUCUCAUGCAUUUGUUUUUCACUGCCGUACUGGCAAAUCUCGCACGUCCUUAACUAUGGCAGUUGCUGGUCUUUUAUUCUACCACAUGACAGUAUGUAUACUGUAAUUUAAAUUUUUUUUUUUUUUAAAGGGCUGAUUUAUAAGAUAAAAUAAAUUAAAAGCAGAUUUUCUUUUUGCAAUUUUAUAUGUUUUAAUAAUAGUACCUUAUUUAAUAAAUAUCUUGUUGGCAGGGACAAAAAUCCUUUCUUAAAACCUUUAAAGUUAAAUUAGAAUAAUCAGAAGUAGUACUUUUUUUCUUAUCCUUCUUAACAAAAUUUUCUGAACUAGGGAGUGUGACACCUAAGUAAUUCUGAAAAGUUAAGUAAUAAUAUAUAUAGGUCUGAUAUAAGUUUAAAUAUAUGCCUGUAUCAUUUAUUGAUUAAUGGGUCAUUAAGAAUUUGUUGUUGGUAAGAAAAUGGAGUGCUUUACUUCAAAGUUUGUAAAAGAAUAUUGAAAGUUGUAAAAUGUGAUAAAAAUUACUUGAAGUUUAAACACAUGUUUAACAUAGGACCAUCAGUAAUUAAAAUACUUAAUUAACUUUUCUUGUUUCUUGCUUACUCAGGGUUUUCCCUAUGGAGCCAAUCCAGAUGAACAAGAAAGAGUUAGCUGCCCAAAUGCACGCUACACAAAAGGCGAAUAUUUGGUAUUGGAACAAAUAAAAUUCAAAUUACUUUUCAAGUUUGGGACAUAAUAAAUUUAAAAUGUGUAUCUUGUUUGUUAUAGUGGAACAAGGUAUUUUGAAGCUUGAAUCAAUAGAUAGUCCUUUAAUAAUUAUCUUGCCUGUUAGAGAUUCAAAUUUCUUUAAUAGAUUAAACUAUUGUUAAAAUAAUUUUAUCCAUAUAAUUCUAUGGAGCUAAUUCUUUUUUAAAAAAAGGCUUUUCCCUUUAAAUCUAAAAGUAUUAGCACCCCACCCCCCCUAACAGCUCCUCCCCCUGAAAGAUGGGAUAUCAGUGCUGAAUUCCAUAUUCAAGUAUCAUAAAUCCAUUGGUAGAGUAGAUGCAAAAAAUAUCAUUAUGCAAAUACAGACCUGCACCAAAGAAAUUUAGGAAUUAACUUCAUGUUCAGUUUCAAAACAUAAUUGUUUUUAAUUCAAUUAAUAAAUUGUUUGAUUUUGUAUUAUUGGUCUGUUCAUUUUCGUAUAUUUCGAACAGCUUAACAAAGAUGUUAAUAAUAUUUAAUGGAUUAGCGUUAGGGUUUUUGUCUUUUUUCUGUUCCAUAAAUUUUAAUAUUUUAUUUACUGGUUUCAAUUUUUCCAAAGGUUGUUGAAAAACUGAUAUGGAUGUUACCUGAGGGGCACCAAGUCAAACGGGAGGUGGACCUUGUCCUUGACCGACUAUUUGAGACUAUGUCCCCCAUGCACUUCCAUCUGAGAGAGGUUAUUUUUGUCAUAUUCAAUAAGGUGUGUAUUUUAUUAAUGAGAUGUUUGAAAUAAGAAAUAUAUAUCUUUUUAAUAAACUAAUCAUAUUACAAAAAUGUCUUCAUUAAAAAAAAAAGGCAUAUCUUUUCUCUUGAAUAUUUAUUUAUGAUAUUAAAUGAAGAUUUAUUUUUUAAUAGUAAAGAAACAGAUUUACCUCUACAAAUUAUUGUCAGAGAUAAAGAAAAUGUUAAACCCAGUUUGUUGAAGUAAUCCAAAAAAUAAUUACUCUCCAGGCCAAAUCAUCAACUGGAGCAAACCAACGCUACUUCCAUCGACUCAGCUAUGACCUUUUGGAGCGGUAUCUUUAUCUGAUUCUUUACAAUGCUUACUUACACAUGGAGAAAACUGGAAAUUUUCAACGCUCUUUUACAUGUUGGAUGACUGAGGUGAUAAUUAAAAUUAAUUAAAUAUACAACAUGUCAAUACUUAAUGAAUAUAAACUUUAAAAACAACAUAUUUCAAAGCAUUAUGCAUUAUGGCAUUUGUUGAUUUUAAAGUUCAUUUCAAAAGUAGGCAAUUGUAAAAUUCAAAAUUAUCCAUAUACAAGAAAAAUAGGCAACACAUCCAGCAAUAAGCGAAUUUGUGAUGAUGACAUCAAAUAAAUAAUAGAAAAACGGAAAUGGAAGGCACUCAUCAUGAAAAAUAAUUGUUUGAAAAAAAUAUAAAAAAUAAAUAUACGUUAAUUCAGUGUGAUUGACAUGGAAGCAAAGGAGAAAGUGACACAUGUUAAUGAAUUUUGUUCUUUUUAAUGGCAAAAAAAUAAUGAAAUUUCCUGUCUUCAAUGGCUAACAUCUGAUGAAGAGAACCAAAAACAAGUUCAUACGCUACAUUUCUCGAUUUAUAAUAAAAAUGCAACCACGAAUCUUAUUUCUUAAACUUGAUAAUUUAAUUUGAAUGACAUUUUUUAUUUUAUUUUCCUUGUUCUUAGGUGGCUGCCCCUGCUGGUGUCUUUGAAUUAUUGGACAAUCUUGGAUUCUUUACACUGGAGACUGCCCCUUCAGAAUUUAGCAGAUUAAAAAAUCGUAUUUUGGAUCGUCAACAGAAAUUGCCUUUCACUGGAUUAUUUGUCUAGUGCCUGAUUUUUUUUCUUUCUUUGGAAGAAACAAAGUACUUUUAAAUAUUACUUUAUUCUGUAGCUUAUUAUAGAUGGUUACACAUUUAUGUUACAUUUAUAACAAAUAUUUUUGCACUUCUGGUUAUGUAACAUAGGUGACAUAAUAGAUGAACACAAGGAUAAUUAAUUAGACACAAAUUUUGUAUUACAAGUAUUUUAUAAAUGUAUUUAUGUAUAUAUUGAAAUAAUAUAAAUAAUAAUUGUAUAAAUGUGUAUAGUUGACACAAAUUUUGUUUAUCUUUAAAUCUUGUAAUGCAGAAAUAAAUGUAAGAUAGUAACAGAAUAGAAAAUGUAAAUUAAUCUUUUAAAACAUGCCAUUCAAUAAAUUAUUUAAUGCCAUUGAUGUUGAUUUGAGUGGUUUGCAAUCAACACAUUUGUAAUGUUUAAGUGCUAAAUGCAUAAGCUUACCCUUUUUUUAGUCAAAAAAAACAAUUGUAAAAUUUAGGCCUAUAACAUAAAAUGAGAGAAGUAGGAAAAAGCCUGGUGGGUUUACUUAUAAAAGUUAUUACCUGGAAAGGAGAUUUAGACUUAGAUUUGUGCAACUACAGUGUAUUAAUAUUUUAUUUGAGAAAAACUAUUAUACUUUUAAUAUAUGAUUAUUUCAUUUCCAUGAUUUGAGUCAAAAGGGGGAAGUAAAAAAACAACAGCAACAAAAAAAGACAAUCCUAGAAUGAUUUAAUUGCAUCACCAUCGUUUGAAAUGUAGGCCUAGAAUAAUCCCUAUUUACAUAUGCAAUGAUAAACUUGGUUAACAGUAACCUAUCAAAAAACAAAUUGGAACUUUUUAUAGUUUUUAUUUUAAUAUUAUCUUCACGUUACAUGAAUUUUUAAAAACAUUUAGAUAAUUAUUUGGAUUAAAAAUUAGUAAAAACUUAUUCAUUAUCUUCAUUUUAUAUAUAUUUCCAUUAAAACAGCUGGUAAAAUUAAAGAUUUCUAUUUGGUUUUAUCUCAGCAGACGGGCAUUCAAGGUACACGAUGAUGAAUAAUUAGCAAACAUUAAUAACUUUUGGGUAAAUAUAGUUAAGUUCUUCGAAAAUGCUUUGAUUAUUUGGAAAUCCCACCUUAUUUAUCUUCCUCUUACAAUUUGAAUAUUGAGUACUUUUUCACAGAUGAAUCUCAAAAUGUUUGUAAAUUCUUUUCUUAUUUUAAUUUUGUAGAUUUCCCUCAGAACUUUUAAUUUCUCUGAUGGUAUUCGGUGAAAUAAUUGUGCACUGUCAUGGCUUUCAGUCAAAAAGUUGUGCACUGUCAUGGCUAUCAGUCCAAGUUAAUAGAAGCAACCAAACACAUUUGUAAAAAUGUAGUUAUAAAAUGAUUUAUUAUAAUCAUGUAUUAUUUUUUUGAGAGCCUUGUAUCAUUUGCUCAGAGAUAUCAGUCAUUAACAAUAAUUAUAUGAAGAGUUCUCUGCAUGUCUCAAAUUUCCUCUCUAGAAUGAAAAUAAAGUGUAGAAUUGUUUCUGAUUUAGUUUUUUUUCUCCAUUUUUCACACUUGGGUUUUAACAUUUUCAAGGUAAGCUAUGGAUUUAAAUACACUUAUAAUAAAAUAUGUAUUUCAAGUUUCCCCAAAAACCUGAUUCUUGUAAUUUUUUUAAUUAAUUUCUAACAAACAAGUUUUACUUUCAUUAAUUACAUUUUGAAGUUUCUAUGGUUGGAAAAGUGAAAUAAACAUUUUACUUAUAUUUGGAUUCAACAAUUUUGAAAAAAAAAAAAAAGUAUUUAGAUAUUUUAUUUUUCAAAAAUGAAAAGACCUACUUCAUUUUAUCAGUACUUUAGUUUGAGUUAUAAUGUCAUUCAUUUUAUCAGUACUUUAGUUUGAGUUAUAAUGUCAUUCAUUUUAUCAGUACUUUAGUUU
Molecule: messenger RNA, 46514 nt
Organism: Lymnaea stagnalis (great pond snail)
Lineage: Eukaryota; Metazoa; Mollusca; Gastropoda; Lymnaeidae
Source: the annotation of a GenBank genome assembly